UUGGUGCUGCUACUGAUGUAAGGUCCUUUCACAUGGGACCGUUUUAUUUGUGCGAUUAUUUCAUGCAAUGUCAAUAUUGGCUUGAUGUGUAUAGUCAGGCGCGUCAAAAUUCACCUCCUAAUAUUUCGUAAUUUCGUGUCGGAUAUUGGCGUCAGUCCUGGUGUGUAAGGACCUGUAGGCCUAUGAUUCUUACUGCCAAUAUGUCAAAGCUCUGCUACCGUUUUGUGCCUUUUGCUGUGCAGUGUGCACUGAGCAUCCAAAACGCAGAUAGUUGUGGGGCAAAAUAGUGUCGCAAAAAAGGACAUAUCCUUCAGGAGCAGAGAAAAGAAAGACGAUGAAAAGAAAAAAAUGCAAAGAUAAAGGUAUGUUCGCGUGUCAGGGAAUGUUAAUCAAAGAGAUUAAUAUUAUUGCCAGAAAUAGAGCCCCCCCCCCAAAAUCAAAUUUUGCUUAGGGCCCCAUUGAGGCUUGGGCCGGCUCUGCUUGUUACGGCAGCAAAGAGAGUUUAUUGUGAAAGUCCCACCCGGAAGUCUCCUCUCACGCCUGCCUCGACCUUGACGCCAGUGUUUAGCGGUGUUGGGAUUCAGUGUGGCAGCAGCAGCAGCAGGGGAAAUCGGGGAAAUCGGGGAUAUCUGGGAACGGGGAGUCGGUUAAAACCGGGACCAUACCGGCUGAAAUCCCGACGACGCUUUGACGGAAUCACCGCGGGGUUUCUCCCCGGACUCUGCACCUCUGUGUGUCGGCUGCUGGCUGCGGUUUUUCCCCCUGAAAUCUCCCUGGAUCCGCACACAGUAAGUAGCCCCAAUUCUCCUUCACCUUAACGCAUCCCUGUUCAGGCACAGUCACCCUGCUUGUUCUUUCUCUUUGUGCCUCAUGUGUGGAACAAAACUCUCAUAAAACAACGAUUUCAGAGCUUUUUUGAGUGAGAAUGGAGGCUUUUUUUAAUAAACAUCCACGGGAAUAAAAGCCAAUUAAUCCCGUGAGUGGCUGCAUGUGUCUGCAGAGAAAGGAGAAGGGGUGGGGGGUGACAGAGAAAACGCUUCAUAGAGGAAAAAGGGGCUUUCGUUCACCACAGAUGCUUAAAUGCAUGAAGGUCCUGUCUGCAUGUGCACACAUAUGUUCCAUUCCCGCCUGGAAGCGAUGCAUUUCACGGUGCAUGUGUGUGUUUUCUGCCUGCUGAAUUGUAACGCCGCAGGGCCUGCAGAGCGCACACACUCCCGGCCUGGAUGCGCAGGUUCGCCGGGGAGCAGCAGCCGGCUGACAGCGCCUCUCCAGCCGGAAUAUUUGCUCUCAGUGCUGCAGCUCGGAGGCCGGGCGUGCUGAGCUGACACCAGCAAGGCGUGGCAUUCAUAUAGCAUUACACAUUACAGGGGCGGGUUCCCCAGCAGCUGCAACUCUCCUAAAAUGUAUUCAAAUUAUUAUUUUUUUGCACAAAUAUAUAAACUUAUCAAUGCACUGGUCUUUUAUUGUCCAAUUGCUGUUUUCUCUAAUGAGCUGUCUGGUUUGGAUGUAUCCUCAAGCUUAAUUUUAAGAGCCAUUUUAAAUUCAGCAUCAUCAGAUAUGCAGGCCUGCCAUAUGUCUGUCCGUCUGUCUGUCUUAACAUCUUGUCCUCAUGCUAAACUGAACCUAGAAGUCUCCCUGCAUGCCCUCUUGCAGGUGAACCUCUAUGCCUCAGUCUGUAGGCCUGACCAUGAAACAUCUUAUUUGGAACAAACAGGUGUAAAAUUGAAGCAGAUUUGCGAUCAAGUUAAGGUCACAGGAUGUUUUCUUUCAGUUUUUACACUCACAAAGUCAUUCCCACAACCUGUGAUGAUACAUUUGGGUUUGUUGUUGCAAGCCCCAACCAUAGCCCACAAAUUAUGGCCAGUAAAUUCAAUUUUUUUGGAGCUGAGAUGUUUAUUUCACUUUAUACUGAAAACCAAAAAAAUUGAAAUGUCCAUCAAAUUUAACAAACAUAUUUAUCUCGUUUGAUAGAUGUUUUUGGAAACUGAUAAACUACAAGAAGACUUUUUUAAAUCAUUUAUCAGACUGUAUUCAGAUGUUUUUUUUAGUCAUUUGUUGAUUAUAUUGACAUGAAAGUAUGUAUCAAAUAUGAUACAAAAGGCAUUGAAGGGUUAAGAGUGUGCUACUUAUUCUGCAUGAUGUGCAUUAAGUCAGUUGGAGGAUUUAAUGCCCUGAAAGCUUUAAUGCAGCUGUGGGAGUGUUCUUUCAGCUAAAAGGCAAACACAAACCAGGAAGUCCUGUUUGAAGAUUAAUUGGCAAAUAUAUUUAUCCGCCAGAUAAAGUUGGACUGCCCUUUGGCAGAAGUGAAGCCCAGAAUGACUUGACGACCUGAAUGACGCAGAGAUAUUAUCGGUCUGAUUAAGGCAUAAAAAGUGGAGCCAAAAGCUUUCACAACUCAGAUUUAUAUCUGAUACUCCGAAUGUUAAUUUCCAAAGCUGUGCCUCAGUAUUUCAGGCUUAAUGUUGGAUUUUUCAGAAUUUAAAUGGGGGUGUAAAUGCGCAGUGGAAACUUGAGUAAACAGAGGAGUGAUGCCAGUUUCCAGUAUCUUGACAGUUUUAGAUAAUAAGCCAUGCGGUAGACAGAUUUAGGUCAGUGCCACAGAAUCCUGAAUAUUUAUAUGCAAAUUUAUACAUUUUUAGGUGUUGUUGAACAUGUUAGCAGUUUCUGUUGACUGUAUAUACUGAUCCCCCCCUUAAAGAGUUGUGCUUCUUUAAAUUAUCUUUUUUUGCUCAGACAUUGUAGGAUUAAAUUUGUCUUUUCACUUGUUUCUUAAAGCAUACAGCUGAAUCUAUAUGUCUAAUGAAUAAAAACAGAUUGGGUUUCUUCGAUAGACUGUUUCAACUACACAGAGAAACUAAUAGAUUGAGGCAGAGGUAGACUAACAAUUCAUUUGUUCUGAGAGGUAGUUUUUUGUUCUGUUGGUGUGUGGUUAAAAAAAUAGUCUUUUUUUUUAACAAAACCAUCAGUACCUUUUUAGGAUCUUAGCCACUGGGUUUUUGUUCACCUUGAAUGGCAAUCUGGGGCAAAAAUGAGCACUAUCACUGCAUGUACUUCUAAGAGCACAGUAGCCUUCAGAGAUUUUGUUGCAGCCAUAACAGCCUGUUAUGGUGAGUCUCAGGUUUGAAAAUGCAGAAAUCCUUCCAGCUUCCUGUGAAUUACACAGAAUUAAACUUUGAAUGGUUCUCACUUUCUGUAAGUAGAAUUGGGGGCUUUUUUUCUGAGUACCGAUCUGUGACAGGACCCAUCAGAGCUGAAGUGUAAUCAUUCAGACAGACUUGAGACGUCCCUCCUCUAUCACAUACUCGCGUGCAGCAAAGUGGGGCAGAAUCCAGCAUCUCCCAGUGGUGUUGAGGGUUAACUGGAGUAUAAAAAUUCCCCCCUGCCCUACUUCAACUACAGUCUGCAUCCAACAAGCCACUUUGCCAAAGCUCCACGUCUGAGACCUCCAGGGUCCCAGUUCCCUCAUUCAUUAUUCUCACUGUCAGUUUGUUCUCAUUUUCUGGGGGUUUCUCCGCUCCAGUCUCUGAAUGAUCCAUCCAGUGCCAAUCAAGUGAAUUCAUCUUUACAUUUCUUAUUGCAUGUUUCUUUAAGUUCAAAUAUUUAUCUAAUGUCUGUUUAGGUAUGAUGCAAGGAAAGGGAGUAAAUAAACCUUAUGGAGUCCUUAAAUUUAGGUGCAGAUCUCAGUUAACUGCUUCCUAGCAGUGAGUCCCUACCUUGCAACUAUCAACAUUACUAUCCGUAGAGCUCAACUACUACCUCAGUGGCAAGCUGAAAUUCAAACCCCUUCAAACUCAUAACACUGUAUAUCAGAGCAACAGGCAACCUGAUGUAGCUUGUUGUAUGAUCUAGCAAAGGGUGCUCUCAUUGAAACCUGACCAAUGUAACCUUCCCAUCCAUGUGAAGUGGCAGCAGAAGACGCACCACCAACAAGCGGUGCAAUGGCAAGUUUUCAGCCUCAUACGAUGGCCUUAUUUUUUUGACUAGCCCCUUCCCAGAGUGUUUGAAAAAGGGCAGUCAUAGAUAAGGUUGCAGUUUGCACAUAUUCAAACAUUUACAAGUAUGUCCUGAUUGAUAUUCAGUCAAAGUAGAUUUUUUGAAAAACUGACAGCCAUAUAAAGCCUAUGGUAAUAAUUUAGAAAGAGCUACACAGCUGCACAGAAACUGCACAAUGUGGACUUCACUGGAUACAUUAGGAAUCAUCUCACAAGAAGACAGUUGACAUAUUUUUCCAUCAGAUAACCUCAAAAACAGAUUGCCUCUUUUGUACCAAGAUGGUUUAGGUUGCUUAUCUAAUGGUGCAACCUACAGUCAAUCUUCCUUUUUGAGGCAAAAAUACUUUUAGGUUUCACCUUUUGGUUGAAAGUUCAGUGUUUGUUUGACACAUUUAUUCACCUAAUUAUUCACCUAACCUGAGGGUCUAUGUGUGAUCGCUCACAGCUGAAUCUUUUCACUGACUUUAUGCAGACUCUUCCCACCAUCCUCGGAGCAAAAGGCACAAAGAAAAUCAGGGUGAUCUGACAUGAUGGGACGGGAUGGUGAUGCCGUUAACUUAAAUGUAAAAAUGACAGGAGUUUUAGUUUGAUGGGAGCUUCUUCAAAUGUUCUUACUGAUGUUGCAGUCUUAAAAAAUAAGUUUUCAUGGUAGGAAACCAGAACCAGUAGGAAAAUCCUGACACCAUGUCAAACUUGUUUUGAAAUUGCAGACUAAGUGUUGUGGUUUUGUAAUUUUGUUAAUAAUCAAAAUGUUUUUGAGGUUUUUAAUCACCAUUUAACUUUAAAAAAAUCAGACCAUUUCAUUCUCUCUGAGAUUUGUUGUUUUUCCAGUUUAGAAUAAAAGAAAUAUUUUGCACAAACAGGAAAUCAUAAAAGACUCGAGCCAACUGAUUACAAUUUCAAACUAUGAGUGGAAUGCCACCGAGACUAACUUCACAAACAAACAAACAAACAAACAUUUUUUUUUAUAAAGUCAGAGCGGUUUUGGGUUUCCUGAGAUGUUCGUGCAGCUGUUUUAUCCCUGUCAACAGAUUGAGUUAAUAUUUUACAGCUGUGAGCUCUUCCAUUCCACUUUAGCACAAGGGAAACACUGCAGACCAGCCAUGAAGAUGUAGGAUUGACCUUGGAUAACUUUUUUGAGUAACUUUUCCAGCAGAAACAUGUAAUAAGAGAAGGCGUUGGAGAAGUAUAGAAUAAAAACUCUGGUAAAAACUAGAUGGUUCUUCCUGGGGGUUUAUUUGCGUUUUGUUGCUUGUCUAAUAGGGUGAUGAAUAAUUUUAACAAAAAUACAAGCAGCAAAGCAGACUUGUCAUUUCCCAAAGCAAAAAAGGGUGUUUUCAGAAGUUUUUCUUCAGUUUUUGGUGUUUCAAGUUGUUGUAAAAGGAGUCAGAGAAGCGUAGAGAAAUUUAAAAAGAAAACAAAUUCAUUAAAAUUUGUAGUUAUGGCUCCUGUGAGGAUCUCUGUUUGCGUCAAUUCUGGCGUCCCCUGUGGACAAAAUGGUUCCUAGAAAAAAAAAAGCUAUUUUGAGUGCGCUGUCAGGCAUCUGGUCUAAAACCUCCCCCCUUGCUGAGGUGAUUGGGAUUAAAAUUGGAGUAUUUAUUUGUCACGAACAGGUAACUGUUUCAAAUUUGUUGUUUCGUAACCAGCUAAAAAGCCCCUAACAGGAGCUUUAAAAUCUAGUUUGAUUAAUAAAGUUGUAAGUUUUGUUAAGUUCUACUUUGAUUAGAAACCAUUUUCUUGGACUAAACAUUAGCAUUUCUUAGGCCUGCAGCCUCGAGCAUCAACAUGCAUCAUGUGCGCUUCCUCUGGCAGCUCUGCAGUCAUCCUGUAAACAUCAGACUAAACGCACUCCUUACAUCUGUAUCAGCUGCUCCGGAGCCGUUUGUCACAUUAUUCUGUUUGAGGUCAAACCUGGUCACCAUCUGAUGGUGUUGUUUUCUUUCUUCUGUCCUCUCUCUCUCUCUGUCUCUCUCUUUCUUUUUUCUCUGAGACUGUGUCUGCCAGGCGUAUGGAAAAAUCAUCCCUCCUUUUUUCUCUCAGGAAAUUCCUCCUUGUCCCGGGGGUGAGAGAGACAGAGGGGGUGCGAGGAGGAACAGUAUAGAGCACAUCUGCUGCAGAGGGACACUCCAGGCCUCGCUUUUAGUUACUUCCUUUAAUUUUGUUGCAAAAGUGGCACCACCGUUGACACUUGUUAUCUUUGGUGCAUCCAAAACCAUUACUUAUUGCAAAAAACAUUAAAAAAAAAAAUUUUUCUUACUGUUUUACAUAUGUCAAUAGUCCUCUGCCUUUAACUGCAUCAAUCUUCUGGUAAACGGCACUUACCUGCAGUGAUUUAAUGCGUUGCACGGUGUGCAGUUUAAUGCAGUAGUGUUGUGUAGUCGUCUGUGGUGCGGUCUGUUUUGCUGUGUCAGAGUUAAUCCUGCAGAGAUACUCACAUUAAACAACAUCAGGGCUAAAGCAGGAAACUGGAGAUGGUGUGUGUGUGGAGACUAAUGUGUGUUUGUUGGUUUGUGCUGAUCAGAUUGGAUUGUUUAGAGUGAUGCUGAGUGCUUAUCGAAGUAUUUCAAUGACUGUUGAUGAUAAAAUGUUGGGGUUUAUGGGUAAUUAGCUAGUCAUGCCAUUGGUUGCCGGGAAAGUAUAGGGUUUUAUUUUUGUUGCCUGGAUUUCUCUUAAUUGCCCCAACUAGCAUUUCAAACUGUGACAAAGAGAAGGUGGUUAUUUUGAUGGUCUCUUGUAGUAUCAGAUGCCCUCAUGUAUCCCAAUAAAUACAUGGAUUUGAUUCUGAGACCAGUAAGUCCCCAAAGGUCUCUUGGUUUGAGGUAAAUUAACCUGCUGAGAGUGUAAUCCUCAGAUUGUCUGAAACGUGGACUUCAUAGACCUUGUUUGGGAUAUGCCACCCACUGGUUUCUGAUGAAGAGUUAAGAAACCUAACCAGAAACUUUGGUGGUCCCCAGAUUGGAAAUUUUGACUCAACCCAACAGUUAAAGGGAUACUUAACACACCGUAACACUGAGUUAGACACCCCCUCGAGAGAUGAAUGUUGCCAACCGCUUGCUUCUCUAGUUAUACCAACUUUAGAAAUGACCGCACGAUAGCAAUACGGAGAGCCAUGCACUCAACCAAAACACCACUCUAUAGCCACAAAUAAUGCUCAGAACAGCACCUAACUUUAUCAACAGUACGUAUAGGGUCCUAGCCAUAGCAAUAGCCACUCACCCACUCUUUUCCAGCAGCCGCUUGUUUGUACGGGAGACCUCGGAUGGGUGGCUAGUGCGAUGGCUGGGACCCUCUAUGUACUGUUGAUGAGGUUAGGUGCUGUUCUGAGCAUUGUUUGUGGCUAUAGAGUGGGGUUUUGGUUAAGAUUUGUUUAUGGCUCCUCAGACCGUUGUGUAUUGCUAUCGUGCGGUCGUUACUAAAGUUGGAAUAACUAGAGAAGCAAGUAGUCAGCAACAUUCGUCUCUUGAGGGGGUGUCUAACUCUGUGUUACAGUGGUUUGACCCUAACUUAAUUUUACGCCGGAAUAUCCCUCUAAAUGAAAGUGGUACAAAAAAACCUUGGAUGCAGACUGGUCAGAUUGGAGUAAAUAUGUUAGACCAAGCUUUCUUGAAUGGGUGUGUUUAAGGCUUUCUGAGCUUUUGGAGUCUGCCUCAAGUGGACACUGGAGGAACUGCAGUAAAAGUCUUUUCACCAGUAUUUCAUAUUAUUUUGUAUCACACUAUCAAGGAGGAUCUUGAUUGUGGCUUAUACUGAGUUCAGGUAUCAGGUAGAGGUAUUGGGAAGGAUAAACAUGAUAUCCCAACAUCUCAAAAUGGUGCUGAAGUAUGAGCACAGAGGGUGUUAUUGACAGUAUUCUGCUGUAUUUAGCUGCCUGGUGUGAUUUUAUUGAGAGAACCAGACUGCCUUAGAUAGUUUGAGUGCUUCAGAGCUCCGUGCCGUUAAUCUUCAGGAUUUUCCGAGCUGACUGCCUGGGUGUAUAAAUGAAAGAUUACUGAGGCACCUUGAUGUCGCCUCAUUGGCCUGCACCCGCUGACCGGCAGAGGUAGAUUAAACAUCCAUAUUAACAUCUACGGUAAUAAAAUGACCCAGUUUCGGUCAGGUGGAGAUUAGAUAGUGGAUUAAGUUUAGAGAGGGGCUUUUGGAAGCUGAACAAAAUCCCUUGUGUUUAAUUUUAGAGUCAAAAUCAGAUACUAGAAAUGGAAUAACGAAAUAUGAAAACAGAGGGACCAAAAUGUCUUCAUUAUCACUGAAUCUUGUGUCUUUAGGUUUUUUAGACUGAACUGACUGAUGUUAAGAGAGGCAUUAAUCUGAUCCUAAUGCCAUUCAUCUUCAGGGCUGUUUGUAUGUCUGUGUGUGCUGAUAACAAUAAAUACUCUUUCUGCUGUUUGUUGUUGGAACAGACGACUGGCAGCUGAAUGCUAUGACUCAGCUUGUGUGAGUCCCUCCCACACACAGACACACACACACACAAACAGAGCAUUAAUGGAGUAUCCAGAUGAGGUAACUUAACUCCAGACUCCUCCGUCUCCUCUCAGCUAAUUGCUCUGUAAACUUAACACCACGGACGCAUGGACAAACAACUAAACAAUAAAAUGACCUUAUAGAGUUUUCAGUGUACAUUAACGUUUUGGUACAAUUUGAGGAAAUCCUACAAGGUGUGAGGAUUUCUACGUGGACUAUUCUUUUGGUUGGUGCAGCAGGGAAGCCCUUCAGACCUCAGGGUUCGAUGGUCAGGGAUGUAUUUGGAAAAGCUGUAAAGAGCAUUCCUCUCAUAGUCUCAGUGACGUGGUGAGAAAACAAGGAAAUCUAGGAGUUUGGUUUGAGCAGUUGACAUACAGCCUGACUAGCUUUCUUAUAGAAAAUAAAGACAGUAAUUAGAGUUAAGAGAGUCAAAGCAGUUAGAGAUUGAAAUGAGGAAACAGAACAAAUGCAACCAUGGCAGCAGUUAGCCUCUGUAGUCUGCCAUGUUUGUUAACUCCACGAUCGUGUUCGACUGUGAGAGAUUUUUUCCACGUCAUGCUUUGCUCAUAGUGGAUUAAGACAGAAUCAGAUAGAAUCUUAUCUUGAUGUUUUCUGUGUGAUCUAGGGUCUAGACUGGCUGUUUUUGGGUAAAUCUAUGAGGUAUUUUUGGUGACGACAUGGCACUUUGUAAAUAAAGAUAGAUCGGUUAAUUGAUUGAGGAAAAGGCACCUUCAAAUUGCUCACCUUUUAGAAGUUCCAGUUUGUUUUCUUUCUCUACCUCAUAAAGGUCCUGUAUGUGUGAAACUGUUUGGUAUGUGGCGUAAUAGGUGGACCAGUUGGUGGCUCAAUAGUAACAAGCUAAAAGGUGGCGUAUCGUAAGAAAGCAACUAAGGAGAAUAAAGGGAAAUUUCUUGUCUUAAAAGCAGACUGACAUCUGAUCAUCUGAUUUUUCAGAUUUUUAAAGUUUGACACUUUUUUAUUCGACAGUAUUUGAUGGGGCUGCUGAAAAGUAAAAAAUGCUCAUGUGGGACUGAGUCCAGAACUAAUUUGUCUACCUAAUCACAAUGAGUAACAUAUAAUUUAAGUGCAAAGUGCUGCACCCUCUUCACAGAACUGUUUGGAUAAAUUGUUUUUAGUAAUGAUGCUCUUAUUUGUGGUUAAAAUCCAAAGGAGUCUACUGAUGAGGAGAAAGCAAAGUGUCAUUUUUCAUCUUAAAUGAACGUGUGACAUUUCAACACCAAUGAGCAUCCAGGAUAGAUUAGAAAAAUGUCGAAAUCUACUAAAAUAAUCUUGUACUUUUUGCUGAAAUUAAGCAGCUGAGGUAUUAGUAGCACCUCAUAGAGGACACUUUAGGGCAUUUUUAUCUGAAAUGAUUCAGACUUGAUGAGUACUUUGAACAUGGGAACACAGCUGUGAUGAUUUUCCGAUCCUCAUAAUCCACACUGUCUAAUUAUCCACAGAUCCAGCUGUCAAAAGUUAUACAACAGCUGAUCCGACUUUAAGAAAGUGCGCACAUCAUGACUUUUUGUGAUUCAUUUCUAAUGCUCCUCUGUCUUUUGUUUUUGGAAAGGGAAACAAAGUGUGGAUCUGUUUUUGUCAGGACACGUAGCGCAGGAUUUUGUUCAGACUUCCUUCAUCUGGUUUGACCAAAACAAUGAAAUUCAAACACAGUUUUCAACCACCAGCAGAACUGUCUGUCUGUGUUUCUCUAAUUCCACACAGAUGUCAGGUCAUUUUGGCCGCUGUUGCAGUGUUAAUGCACAGCCCUCGCUCGUGGAAAAUUUAAUCUCAUUUAUACUUUUCUCUAUUUUUUUAUUCUUUUAUUUUCCUUUUUCCGUUUUUUUCAGCUGCAUUAUCUGUGCCAAGCCACUCUCUCUCUCCUCUCUGCUUUUGUCUGUCAGUAUCUAUGUCCCUCGACCACUGUGGAGAUCCAGGGGCAGUCUGUGCAGCUGGGAAUCAGGACCUAACUUUCCUCUGUUGAAUAGAGACUCUGUGCCUCCUUUACUAAACAUUAAACUUCAAAAGAGUGUUACUGCCCAGCAGAUACAUAUUUGACAUGACUCAUACGUAAAAAUAAUAUCACUACACAGUCAAAAAUACACACAGCCCAGUGGUAUAAAGGCAAGAGCAAUCAUUUCUAGAACUAUGUCUGAAAAUGAAAUGUCACCUCGCUGAAAACACUUGAGUAUUAUCGAGAAAGUGUGAUAAAUCAAGGUAUUAAAUGAGUCAGCUUUCUAACAUGUUUGAGCUGGUUGAAUUGGAGAAGUAUAUCACAUUUUGAAUAGUUUCAACAUGCUGAUUUGAAGAUAUCAGAUUUUGUAUCAAGUCAAACAAAAAACUGCGGAUAUCAUUAAAGUUGCCCUUUUUUUCUCGUAUUAAAUAAAUAUAUGUGCAGAUUUGAAGCCCUUUGAGAUAAUUUUCUCUUUUGGGAGGAGCAGAAAGUUGAAAAAAUUGCAGAAAUGAUCAAGUUUUGUUGCUUAUCCCAGCUCAUUGUUUGCUGUACAUUUAAAUCAACACCGCCUGAAUGAAGUUAGUUUAAUAUUUAAGUGUCUCUUGGUCUGUUUCGAUGGUUGACUUUUUGUUUGUGGGUUAUAGGUUUUGUUGGUGGUGUAGUUUAUUAAGAUUAUUAAGUAUUAAUAGUUUUUCUUCUUUGUCUUUCAUAAAAAUGUUAGUGUUUUAUCAUUUUUUUAAGUGUGUCUCUUUUUGAAGGAGUCCUAUCAUUUCUACCCGCUGACACUUUUUAUCCUAUCAGCCUGGGACACCUAUACAAUAAUACAGCACGAUACAAUACAAGAAGUUUAUUGAUUCCCAAAGUAGCUUUGCGUAAAGAUGAUCCUCUGUCAGCUUGAACAUAGAUGGUAAAGUAGAAGUUAGCUGCCAGCUUGUUAGCCUGUUAGCUUAGCAUUGUAGUUUCCCCUCAAAGCAGUAAAACAAGUCCCAGAAGAAGUCCUGAUUAUAGUCUCUCCUGAGCCCCACCUCAGAGCCUUUCAUGUGUGAAGCAUUGAAAUAAGACGGAGAUGAUGUUAUUACAAAGUGUGUGUGUGUGUGUGUGUGGCUGAGUGUGCGUGUGUGUGUGAGAGGUCAAAACAAAGUGAGAGUGUGUUUGGGGUUUGUCGGUUGGUCAGUCAGCCUGGUUUGAAGGAACUGUUGACACAGUAAGUUGUGUGUGUGUGAGAGAGUGUGUGUUCGAAGACUCUGUUGAUACUGUAAGCCUGUCUGUUUUCCAUUGCUCAUACUAGGAGAGAAAGUACAGCCAUCGAACCUGUGUGUUUUGUGUGUUAUGUGUGUGGUUGGAUGUGUGUGUUGAUAUUAUGGCUCUGAGUACGCCUGGAACAGCUACUGUUUUUCAGCGCUGGCUCUUUCAUUCGCUACAGCACACGCACUCUCACACGUGAACGAGGUCCAAUCCAAACCACAGUUACCUCCUACAAGCAGACAGCUCUCCAGUAGAGAUGGAAAGUAUGUGAGGCUUCUCUCUGUCUGCGGACUUUUGUCUCAGUGUGAAUCAAAACAGUGUGUAGAUUUACUCUGCCUGGCUCUCUCUGCUGUCUGUGGAGACUGCGAGGUGGUGUCAGUGGUGACAGGUUAUGGUGCGAUCUUCAUUGUUGUCAAAUAAGAGUAAAACAAAGUUUGGUUAAGUGUGGGUUUUUAGUAUGGGGAAAAAGACAAAAAUUAAUAUCUGUACAAAAGUCAAAUGUGGUCUCCCUGGAUGAUUCCAGCUCAAAUCCUCUGACGUGUCUGGAAAAAUGUGUGGAUGGAAAUUGAACGGAGGAUACACUCCCUCACUUCAGAAAUAAUUACUGUGUAGGUGUCUUUUAGGAAGGAUCAGUCUGCUUUAACUUACUCAACUUUUUUUCAAUAACUACAGUAGUUCUACUGUGCUAAUGUCACUCAGUAGGAAAAGUAAUGCUCGUGUGUCUCAGUGGAACAACUUUGCUUAGAAGCUUCAAUGCUGGACGAUCUUCCAAAUGUUUGUCUGGCCAGCAAGUUCACUGAUUAGUUAGUUAUUGCACUUUGCCUUAAUAGCACAGUGAGUCUGCUGUGGAAGUGGACAUUUUGAUUUGGGCUUUACAGGGAUAUUCCGGCACAAAAAUAAUUUAGGUCCGAGAGAUGAAUGUUGCCGACUGCUUGCUUCUCUAGUUAUACCAACUUGAGUAACGACCGCAAGAUAGCAAUACACAGCGGUCUGAGGAGCCAUAAAUGAACCUCAACCAAAAAGCCACUCUAUAGCCACAAAUAAUGCUCAGAACAGCACCCAACUUCAUCAACAGGACAUACAAGUUCCUAGCCACCAAACAUCUUUUUAGCUUUGCCUAAUUUCAUUAGCAAAUAGACUAAAUACAACUCACCUACUCUCUUCCAGCAGCUGCUUGUUUGUAGCGAGACCCCAGGCCAGUCCAUUACGGAUUAUAGCGGGGUGACGCAGCUCAAGGAAGAACAUUUAUGAUCAUUUCUUCAUGGAAAUUCAACCAGACCAAGACGCUAAGGCACGCUAAGAACAACCACAUCUACGGUGCAAAAUGAUUAAUAUGGUGAUUAUGACUUAAAGGAAAUGAUAUAGAAAUUAUAUUACUGAAGUUGGUAUAACUAGAGAAGCAAGCAGUCAUCUCUCAAGGGGGUGUCUAACUUGGUGUUACGGUGUGUUUGACCCUAAAUUAAUUUUACAUUGGAAUAUCCCUUUAACUGGAAAUCUUUGGCUUUUAAAGGCAGCCUCUAGUAGACACUCUUUAGAAACUUUAAAUUUUAAGACUGGAAAAAUGGUUUCAGUUUCCAACACCAAAAGUUGCCACUUGGUUUGUGUUCAUGUUUAAUGCGAUUGUGAUCACUACAUCUUCAUUUAAAGACACCAUAUGAUUAGUUUGAGACCAAAGUGUAGUCUGUAAUGUCUGUAGACCAUGUCACAACAAGACUUAAUGACUUUGUAUCACUUUGUUUGCUUCAUAUACUUAAGCAACAGAAAUACUUGCACAGUCUGAAUCCAACCCUAUGUUGCUUUCAUUGUGUUUACAAAGGGAUGAAAUUGAGCAUGGUUUGCACAAACAUCUACCUGAUGUGAGGACCUUAAUCCCAUGUAAUUUCAGCUAUGAUACGUCUCCAUCAGGCAGGUCUAUUGAGUCCUCUGGUUAGGUAUGCAGCCACUUGUACUGUUUUCAUUGAACAGAUCCACCUUCAUGCCGGUGCAGGUGAAGUCUAAAGACUUUGACACGUAAUAAAAUAAACUCACACAGCCAGCCAAAAGAGCAGAGCUGCUGGUGUGUGAGAGGGGUUAGUAAAGCUUCUUGGGUUAGCUUUAAUUCUUCAUGGCAGGUGGAGCAGAGCCUGAGACGGCCUUAGAUGAGGACUUGUUAGAACUGGAGCUGGUCUGAUGGUUUUUAGCUGAGUCAGAGUCGCUCUUAUUCUCUGCUCUGUCAUUAUAUGAUUAGCGCAAUAACUCCACAAGUACGACUCUGUGUUUUCUACUAUUCUUAAAUGUGUCUGAGCAGGUUUCUCAGAAGUCAUGACUUUAUCCUCGUCACUGUUUUGCCCUCCUCGUACAGUGCGUGUUUGUAACUAAACACUGACGUCAUAAAAGCAACAAUCAAACACUCAUUCGGUGAUUAUAACUCAUCGAAAAGUACACACAUGUUCACUCUUUUACCGUUCGCUCUCACGUGUUGAAAAGGCUGUCGUUGGUUCCUACUGCACAUGUUGUUUCUGGCAGGAACAGUUUCGGCUGAGGACAUGCGGUGGAAAGUUUGACUUUUUUUCUUACAUUGAAGCACUUAGUUUGGGUGUCACUGCGUGUGUGUUGAAGGAAAAUUCGACUCUUUCACCGCUGUUGUGUAAUGGGAGCUAAAAUUGGACUGUCUCCGGGGUUAUUUUGGUGGGAUUGUUUAAUGUUGGCACUUGGCUCUGUAGUGGGUAUGUAAAACCCAGUGUGGAUGGUUACGAAGACCUGCUAUAUGUGGUGAAAGGUCCCCCUAGUAUUACAGUUAAGGUGAGUUAUUUUUGCUUAUUAAAUGAGAAAAAAAUACCUACAAAGUUCCAGUCACCAGUAUUUUAUCCACAGUACGUUAGAAACUUGAUCUAUUGGAAAAAAGUUUGGUUUAAUAAGUUUAAUUUGACUUUUUAUGAGGCCAAUCACUUAAUCACACAAGCUGGAGUCUCUUUGUUUGAUUCAGAUACAAAGAUGAGGCGAUCUCUCUCUUUUAUGCUCCCCAUCGUCCUCUUCCUCUGAGCAGAGUUUAACCCAGUAGUUCAGUGACCUUGCAUGGAGUGUGUGAGACGGUGUUCAAUCAGUGUGUGAAGAUGUCAAAGCAGCGACGCAUGGUGCUGAGAUUUUUCCUGGCAGACCUGCAGUGCGACCAACUCCACUGCAGAAGCGCUCGACCGAGUGCGUGCAUCCUCCUUCAGUCGGGCUUUCUGUUGACAAAAUUGUGAUUAGAUGAGGACUGUGUGUCGUUUGGAUGCAGUUAUUUUCUUGCUGUCACUGCAAGACUCAAAAAGGUUUUCCGAAUCAGCUGUCACACAUCAGACUUCAGUGUGUAGACGCACUCUGACGGGGUAUUGCAUACUUAUUUAAACUGUGCUGCCUGGCUCAUCUACACAGCGAGGGGUUUACUGCGCCGAUCAAUGAUGCUAAUUCUCAGGACAAAAUGUGAAUGGAUCAAACCUUGAAUAAAUUUUCUGAAAGAAGGAGGUGAAAAAUGAGAAAAAUGGUUUUCAUGACUCUCAGAGCCUGCUGACAAAUAUAAAUGUAGGGCUGAGCAAUAUGGGAAAAAGUUUAUCACAAAAUAAUUUUUUCAUAUCAGUCGAUAUCGACAUAUAUAUCACGAUAUAAGAAAUUAAAUUUAACUGCUUAUUGGUAGCAUGUCUUUUGCAAUACAAUAAGCUGCUACAUCUGUAAGGUCUUUGUGUCUCUUGUGCGUUUUGUUGUAAGGUGUUGCGCUAGAGAAAGCGGACUGAAUGGUCGGCUGUUUCGGCUGCACAGGCGCCAUGGGCUCCUUGCUCCACUUGGGGUUUGUAACCUUUUGCAUUGUGCGUGCUCUGCCGCGUGGCACUGCUUCAGGUGGUGAAAAAGAUUUGAGGUAUUCUCCGACUUUGCGAGAACAUGUACUCGACAUAAUUCGCAGUACACAUUACUCUGCUUCAUGUCCCACCUCAAAAAAAACAAAAUACCUCCACACCACCAACAUUUUCGUGUCAGUGUUGUCAACGAUGUCAUCAUCUGUUGAGUGCUGUCAGCUUCACGUGUUUAAGUACUAUGGUUGUGUGUAGCUGUAGCCUGCCACUAAGCAGUUGUUUGCUUCUCGGUUCUAAUUCAGCACGAUUGGUUCAGUGCAAAGUGGACACAGAGCAACUCCCUUUUUCUUUGGCUAUCUGUAUAGUCUACCAAAACAUGGUGGAAUGCCGACUAUCGAAAAGUAUAUCGACCAUGUCUUAUAUUGAUGUUGAGAGAAAUUAAUGUUCGAUAUAUAUAGUUUUAUCGCCCAGCCCGAUAUGAGUAUAAAUAUUUGUUUCCCUUAAUUUUAAAAGAAAAAGCAUUUAUUCAUUGUUAGAAACUAUGCUGGAUAAUUUCUCACUAACCAGGUAGCUCUUAUUUUGAUUAUUGCAGGCUGCUGCUCACAUUUUAUAGACUGAUUUGCAAGACUGAUCCAGAAAUGGCAGGCAAUUAAGGUUCGAUUUUUUUUUAUUAGCAUUUGUUUAUUAUGUCCUCACAGGCCAGCACAGAAAUAAAACGUUUUCUGGAGCUAGUUCAUGCCGACCCCAAGUGAGGAAAUAAUGUGCUCAAAUUUUACAUGUCAGCAAAAGCGCUUGCAAACUGCAAUGCCAGAUUGGAUAUUGAGGAAAUGCCGUAGCACAACAGCCAAGCUGUUUGCAAAAAAAAUGGUACAUCCUGAAAAACAGAUGUUUUAGAGAUGUUUGUUGCACUCAGCGGUUUCCAAAUCAUGAACAUGGAAGACUAUAGUGUCAUUUAAUCCCAGUAAUGUUCACAUUCUGAAUUUCAUGCAUUUUUCUUGGUUAAGGUUCAUAUACCAGAAGCCUUACGCUGCACUGCCAAAAGAGCAGCAUGUUUUUUCCCCUCUUUAUUUAAAUGGUUGUCUCUGCCCUCCAGUGCUGGCAGCCUGUGCCCCAUUUGAAUUAAAGAAAGCAGGCUGCACAUUUAACCCGGGGGUGUGUGUCAGUGCAGUAGACAUUGUUAAGUAGGUUGUGAGUCUGUGUGUUAGCUUGUUACCAGGCAGAUCAGUGUGUAAUAACUCCUUAUAGCUCAAGCACAGCUAAAGGUUUUACCCUCACUGUACCUGUUAAGUACUAGCAGGGAAGAAGAGCUCAUUAUCAAAAUCUGCUCUUCAGUGACGUAGCCUGUUAAAUGUUGCUCACUCUGAUUUCUAGCUUGAGAAACAAACUGCAGAGUACGAGGUGCUGAUUUCAAAUGUUGAUGUGUCUAUAUGUGUGUGCUUGUCUCAGCAGCAGAAGUCUAAACUGUCUGCUGUUAAGAGACAAGCUGUUCUAAAUAGGUGUGUGUGGGGGGGUUAUCUACCACCCCAAUGUCUCAGUAGGGCUUGCAGCUGUGAGUAUAUCUCUUGCAUGCUCAUUGACACACAUACACUCCGGCUUUUUGAACUUGUCAUGCUGAUAAUAGAAAAAACUGUCAUGCUGAUAAUAGUUCUCUGACGCUACAAUAUUGGAUGUCCAUGCUAAACAUUAGGAUAACAUGACAUGACAUACAUGGAUGCUGGUGUAAUCUGAAAAUGUUUGCAAGACAGCUGCCACCACAUCAGAGCUGUGAAUGCUCGCCACAUCAGUCAGUACGUUUACAUGACACGUGAGAAAACCGAAUUAUUGCCUUACUCCGAUUAAGACCAGACAACUGAAGUGCAUGUAAACACCUUAGUCCGACUAUAAUUGGAGAACUCCGAUUGGAGUCAGAGAACUCCGAUUAAGACACCCAGAUAAUGCGAUUGGAAUUCCAUUUUCUCUACCAUGUAACCAGUGUAGUCGGAGUGUGAUUGGACAAUGCAUGUGCGUGUGUGCCAUGCCUAAAUAACCCCAGAACAAAAACACCAAAGAGGAAGUGGCACUAUCAUUUAAAGAGCAUUUGACUCAGAAGCAACUGCAACAUGGCUUAAGCACGAAAGAAUGUCCACUUUUGGAACGACGAGGAAAGUACUGUUAUGCUUUCAUUCCUGAAGACAUUUUAAAGUAUAUUGACGGUCACAAAACGAGGAAUGGAGACAUCUUUAAAAAAUGUCCGGUAACAGCGCAACUGAAAAGACCCAUAUCGCCCCCUAGUUUUGGGAGGAGGACACGUUCACAUCAAUAAUUCUAUUUUCUCAGCUGCAUGUAGAAAAAAAACGAAUUAUGAGCUUAGUCAGUUUACUGACUGAUGGCGCCUUUGUAAACAAAUGCCUGUAGGAGCUGGAUUUGAGUCUCAAUAGUUACUGAAACCUGGGGCUUUUCCAUCUACAAGCUUUUCAAGUUAAUGUCAUGAUAGCAGCUAAUGUUACAAUGGCUAGCUUAUGCUAAGUGGGCAUUAAUAAUAAUAAUAAUAAUAUCAGUGCAUUUUAUUGAUAAAGCACUUUUUAUAGAACUCAAAGACACAAUACAAUGCAAAGAGAAAAAAUACAGAUAUGUAUUAAUGAACAUUUAAAAGCAUUUAAAAGUAAAACAUCACAGACAGACUAAAGCAAAAGACAAAACAACAAUCACAGAUUAAAAGCCAGUUUAAAAAGUUGAGUUUUCAGGAGUGAUUUGAAUAUGGACAAGUCUGUGCAGUUUUCAGUAUGAGUUGGGAGUGAAUUCCAGAGGGAGGGGGCAGCUGUGGAGAAUGCUCUGUCCCCCAGAUUUGGUGCUUGGUCCUCCAUUGUGGCUAGUAUCAGAUGUUUUCUGUGUGGACAUCACUUUCAGGAUGUUGUAAAAAGCUGUAUAAAUAGCAACAUCCCAAAGCUGUGUUCAGCUCAAUUCAAUUUAAAUCGGUUGAAUCAAUUGAACACCCUGAAACUGAGUCUAGCUUUAUAUUCGUGAAUAAGCAGUCAAAAUGAAGUUAUUGGUCUUCGGUUAUUGGUAUAAGUUGGGCACAGCCCUAAUGUCCUUGAUGCAGUAUGGUCCCCACACGUAGAGAUAAAUAAGUAGACAUACACUUAACCAGAUGUGAUAGUCUUUUUUUAAGUUUAUUAACCCAAAGAAGUUGGGAACCAAAAUGUCCCCACAACCAAGGACUCUGCUCUACUCUAUGGUCUCCACAAACGCAAGUAAACAAGUACAAACUCACACCCACAGCCCAUAUCCUCCAGGCUCAAAUGAACUCAAUUAUAUAGUGUUCAGUGAACAGUUUCAGUAUGAGUACCUGAAGAGGAGAUGGCUAGUUUAAACUUGCAGCUGAAACUUGGUUAAUGCAACUAUUCAAUCCAUCUGUUAUAUGUACGGCCCAGAUUGCAACAGUUCUCUGAAUAUCUCUUGGAUUAAACACAGUCGGUUAGCUUUAGUUGGUUCUUCUUUAAUUCUUUUGUAUCGUCCAACUAAAAGUUACAUUGAAAGCACCUGAAGAGAGGAUAACACCUGUAAACUUCCACUAAAUUUUCUCAAAUAUCUAUUGCAAACAUAAAACCUCUUUUUUGUUGUUUUGUGUUAAGAUGAUUCCUUAUAGUUUCCCCAAAAACUAUGAUGUUGGACACAUAAUCCAUGUCGUUCACCAUUUGUUAUUAUAACACAUUACACAGUUUUUUAUUGUUGUUUUUAGUGGUUCAUGAUUUGAUUUAGUUCUGGUCUGAUGGUAGAAACCUCAAUCUCUUUGGCAGGUCUCGUUUUACAGCCACAGUCAAACUCUAUUUUAGUUACCAUGUCAGAAACACUUUUUAAAAGAGUAAUCUUAAUUUCAGCUGAGUUAGACUGCAUGCCUUAAAAUUGUUUAACCUCUGGACUUCUGUGAGUAUUACUGAUCAUUACAAUCCCAAAUAUGCACACUGUGAGGGAAAGAUUGGUCAUGAGUGUUAAGGGGUUUUAGUCACCUUUUUACUUCCACAUUUUGAGCAUACUGUAUCAUGCAUAGCAGUACAGAUCCAUCAAAACAAGUGGCUGGAUGUUAGAUGAUUGCACAGGGAUGUUUGGGAGGAUUGGGAAAUGCUUUUGCAAUGUUGAACCAGUGUCUUUAUAUUCAAAUCAGAUUUCCAAGUCUCAUUAUGUGGCAUAAUGAGGAGGUGAGGCGAUUGUUUGCAGAUUUUAAAGCCUCUGUUUUGGCAGGUCGUGUUGUUCCAUAAUACUUUUUAAUACAGACCGUUGGGCAACAGAGGAGUCAUAAAUCUGCAGGAAAGGAAAACCAGAUCUUUAGUGUCACUGGCAUUAGCAGAAUAAGUAUUUACCAGAAGAAGAUCCCAAAUUAGACUCCAGGUUGUUUAAGUAUGCUGAAAAUUGAAGAGCAACGCCUGUCUUAUAAGCCUAAAAAUAAGCAUUUUCAGUAGUUAUCUCCCACAGAGAUAUUAGGAAACUCUCAAUCAGGAUAUUUAAGAGGCAAGGCUUUCCACAAAAGCGUAUUUAUAGAAUCAGGAGAUUGUGAUAAACCAACAAUCAAAGACAUUCGUUAAACAAAGCACUCUAGAGUCAUUUGACGGCAGAUGGUCAACCACAAGCAGUGUUGAAAGCAAGUUAUUAGCUAAUUCCUCCUAAUGCUCUCCUGUUGAAUAAGAAGUUACAACACAGUAGGAUGAGGAACAAUUUUUCAUGACACAUCAGUUUUUAAUUCCUGAAAUGAGAUUGUAGUGUUAGUGGUGUGUCAAAACCACAUUGUUCCAGCUGGACUGAACCACAUUUGAGGAAGGAUACAAGUCCCGGAUAAAAUUAGUAUGCGGUACUCUGGAAGAACAGAUUGUUCUGCUACCAUGAGUCAGGAAAUACUUUGUUGCUACAAUGAUGUUAAAAAUCCAUCAUUUAUCGAGUAAUUUAUUUCUGAGAGACUAUUCAAAAAUACAUGUUUUUGUUUGAUUUUCCAUCAAGAUAAAUCAGUGGUCUCGUAUUACAUUCAGCUAUCAACAUGGAAAACAUGUUUCACUGUAAACCAUCUGGAUGAAUCCAUCUGGAUAGCUCGUUUUGUGGAGUCGUACACAACAGCCGCCACUACAGCAUGAGAUUGAGAACAUUUUACAGGACAUUACCCUGUUUUUGGAUACGAAGCCAACAGAAAGACAGGUGAAAAGUGAACGCAGUGAGAUUUCCUAGACUGGCAAAGCUGGCACAUAUCCGUCUGAGCGCGAGUUUCCUGACGCCAGACCACUCUGAGUCUGGAUUAUUUUCCUGUUCAGCUCUCUUGUUGCAUCAUUUCCAUAUGUACUACUUUGAGCCUAACUUCAUGUGAUUAAAUUUCUGCAAAGGUUAUUUUGAUGUCAUGAGCUCAUUGGAGAAGAAAACAACCAGAUCAAGUAGGUGAUUAGAUUAAAAACUCACUAUUUUAAGAAAAUGUGUCUUGAUGAACUACUCACUUUCUAGUCUGACCCUACAAUAAUAGCAUUAGUAUUAUAUUAAGUCCAUUGGUCCUCUCAUAGGAAAAACUGGAGUUGUGUUCAAGAGAAGAAACUGUCUUUACAGCAGAUUUUAUUUUCCAAAACCUGGAAUGAAAGUCAGAACACAACUUGUAAGAAUGGGAAGUAGAAGAAACAUGCAACUUUGAAAUGACUCUGUAAUGGAUUAGUGAACCAUUGCAACUGUAUCUUUGGUGUUAUAUAAACUCGUUAGGGUUGGACAUCUUGUGUGCAUGACUUGUAAAUAAAUAUAAUCAACCAGUCAUAGGUAGGGGACCAGUGCAUUGCAUCACCUGCACCGCCUUGAUUUACGCCAGUGUUUUGCAACAGAGGGCCUGGCUUUGAUUUUAACCCACAGCCCUUUACCACAUGUGAUUCCCCACUCUCUUUUGUAGUUUCCUACUCUGAUAACCAUCCUGUUCUCUCAAGAGAGACAUAAAAACCGAAGCUUACUGCUCAGCUAAAUAAAUUUCAGUUGACAAGUCAUAUUUCCAUAUCCUUGAAUGAAUUAAAUGUAUGUAUUUCAAAACAUCCAUAUGCAUUUCACUUGAAUAAGUCCCACUCCAAUCGUACUUAAAGUGUUCUCAGUGGUCUUGAAAUUGUGAUUGUGAAGUUUUACCAAAAAUCUCGUUACCUGUGUCAUUUUCAAGGGCUUUUCUUCUGCAGAGCUCCAGUACAUCAUCAGCAAUUUGCCUCUGAGUCGUGGGCGGAGACAGCGCUGUCCUGCACACUUGUCUUUACGUUAGCUUGUAGCCUAGCAUUGCCGUUGUAGUAGAAGUGGCAGGUAACAUAGGGGCUAUUCAGCUCUAGGACACUAAUGUCCGUAGAGACAUAAUAAAAGCUAAUAUCAUAAUUAUCUUUCUUAUGAACAUUGCAAUCUGCUAACGCACACGCUUAUUCCACGAUCGUCCUCUGUAUUUCUCCUCUAUAUACAGUGUGGCCCGCAUAGAGGGGCUCAGGGGGCGGAGCUUGGAUUGGUUACAUGUAAAAUCUCACUGUUUCUGAACCUGCCAUUUUGGUCUGCCGGAGAUUCACUGCAAUUUGAAUGAAGAAAUACUCCAAAAAGCAAUAUCGCAUGUAGUUUUCUCAUGAUAAAUCCUGUAGCAUCAGAAAAACGCCACAUGGACAUAUAAAAAACAAGUAAAACAUGAUUUUCAUCAGAGUGGGUCUUUAAUCAUACUUGUGAAUAGUACAGUUACUUAUGUAUGUAUUUUUACAUACCUGUUAACAAUUAUUUACACACAUUAAUUGACCAAUAUUAAAUAUACCGGAUAUUUUGGCCUCUACAUGCUUACCCACUAGCUCUUUUUACCAUAACUUUACUGUAGGUAUGGCCAAAAGUUCAUUUAUCCAAUCCAUGAGAUAAGUUUUGAGGACAUCUUACCCCACGUAAAGAAGAACUGACUCGUGUUUUUCAGAAUGAGUUAACACCUCACUUUCCAGUAGCUUGAUGCCUCUAUUUCAAGCCGUUGCAUUAUCAGCACUCUUUGGUUUUAGGAACUGAGUGUUGAGUCAGCUUUUCCCAGAAAGUUACCAUCAGUGUCCAACACCCAGCAACAAUUAGUCAGCUAGAGAAAAUAGACAGGGAAAAAAACAGUCCACUUUUUCUACUUUAUGCUUGAGUACAAGUAACAUCUAACUUCAACUCUGUUUAACUUGCUUAGCCGUACUCAUACAUGGCCUGUGCUGGCAGACAAGCCACUUUCUGCAUCCCUGCAUGUGAUCUUUUUAUUACCUUUCAAAGCCCUUGAGGCUGAGCUGCGGACACUUCUGUUGUGUAAUACUUUUUGCACGGCAGUGAAGCUCAGAGGCACGGCGCCACACACCACAUCACGUCUUUUUAUGAGAGAUGCAUCAAAGCUAGUUAGAAAAAAAAAACACCGUCAUUGUUGCUAAAAUUGGAGUGCAUGUUGUCAUCAGCUGUUCGGGAUGUCGGCUUGCUGUGGUUUGGAUGGCCUGUGCCUGUGAGGGUCAGUGAGUAGCACUUAUGUACUGAUGUACCCAUGAGCAGUGCGCUGGAGGAGAGCAGAUAAGUGUGCGCUUGUCCCAACAACAGAGUUCUUGUUGUUUCAGCCAUCAGCUACUGAUCAUAUGAGAGCUGCUAAUGAUCUUAUGCAAGGAAGGAUUGAAGUCUGUGCGCAUGUGAUCUGUGCGCAGUUUUAUGUAUUUGACCACUCACGCAUGCGUCCAUGUGACAGAUGAAAUCAUGCUCUCUCUAACUCCCUAAACACACACUGACAUAUUUAACUGUUACACACAGUUUCUCCACUCCCUGUUUUUGUGUACUGUGAAAGGUCAGACGUGACUGAAGCCCGUUUGACUCAGACUCUGUUCGAUGUUGACGUUAUGAGCUGCAAUUAUUUGGAGAAAUGUCACCAGUUUUGGCUGAGUCAGCAGAUCAUGAGAGCCUCGCUGCAGGACAACUAAAAAAAAGUUAAACGGAAACAGAGUGAAAGAGAAAGAAAGCGGGUUGAGGGAAAGAGAGAGAUGAAGAAAAGAGAGGAAGAGAUGUCUGUGAUGUGUUAAAAUGUUGUUGCUUGUCAGUUAUUUUUAGGUCACACACAUCCAGCUUGCUCAGCAUGGUAGAAAAACACACACUAGUGCCACCUGCUGACUGCACAUUUGGUGUGUAGACAGCUGCCAGGUGUGUGUGUGGGUUUGGAGUUGUUUGAUGUGGAAAUACGCUAACAGUUUCCACCUGUUUGCAGUAAUUGUGCAAAGCUAUAAGCAAUGGAUGGAUCUCUGUACCGGGGCCAACAAACGUGAACGUUUACUACAUGCUGAUUUGGGUAAAACAGCGAAAAGGCUGAGUGGUCCCUGAAAAGCUUUCCACAAUACCCAGCAAUGUGGGAAUUUGUUGUUGCAAAGCCUGUUGCAAGCUCACUUUGGUUUCCAUACGGUGCUGUCAGCAGUAAGACGGACUUUACAUCUAUAUCUGUGGAAAAAUAGUCAUGUACAAUCAUACAUGUUCUUUCUGUCUCUGCAGGGUGACUGAAUUCAUCCUCUGGAGCUGGACUGAGCAGCAUUAGCAGACCAAAGGUAAGCAGAAUUAAACCGUGCACUCAUACCACACUAUCACGUGGUGUGCAAAAACAGUUUUCUGUUUGUAGGGACUGAUCUUUGCUGUACAGUACUGGUCUCUAAACAUGACUCUUAAGGGUUUUCUUUUGCCCUUUGGCUCAAACAAUGUGUGGAAGUUUGAGGUUCCUCCCUUCUGCUGGGAUUUGGGUUAGUUUGGGCUGGUACCCUGGCUUACAAACCAAAAACUUUCCAUCCCUGCACAAGGUCCUGCCAUCAAACCCAUCCAACACAUUUGGAUCAGCAGGAACUCUGGAUAAAUCCUGGCUCAGCUGUCAAAGAUUAGUCGCCAGCCUUUGCUUAAGGCUCUUGUUGCAGAAUUGGAGCAAAUUCCUGAAGCCCGAAAUCUGGUUUAAAUCCUGUACUGAGAAGAAUAGAGGCUGUUAUAGCCGCUAUUGCAGAUAUUUUGUGAUAUUACCAACUAUGUAGAUUAGCAGCUCCUUACAUGAGGUAGGCUACCAACACUUCAGUUGGCACUGGUGUACCAAAUACCAGAGGGUGGGUGAGUACGUUGUUGUGUUGUUCUUAUGUAUAACUAAAAGAUAUAUGAAUUGGGAUUUGGAUGCAAAAAUGAAUUCAUACGGAACUUACAGUCGAGCAUUACAGCGUCAAAGCUGCAGUCAUUAAGCAGAGCUACAACUUAGACACAACAUAUGACCAGCACUGUGGACCUGCAAUAAUACAAAUAUUUACGAUUAGUAUAAAUUAGCAAUAACCCUGGAGUAGAUCAGCCAGGGUGAGUAUGUUUGACCCUUCAGCCAGCUAUUUAUGCACAUCCCCUACCUAAAAGUAAUCAAUAAACAACUGGAAUAAUAAGCAAAAGUCAGGGUUAACACUUCCUUGAGUUAAUAAUUUAGAAAAAAAGUAUUAAAAGCAAUAGAUAAAUGGUUGGAAUAGCCAAAGAGAAGGAAAACCAGCAAAAAAAUUGGAAAGUAAAAGUAGUGAAAUGAUGUUUUAAGUUGAAAUAAGGGUGGUUUAACUCAUACCAUGUCAGAUCAAUGGAUAAAGAGUAGAAAUCACAAGCAAAAUUUAAUGGAUAUAAUGUAAGUACUCAGGUCUGUGACAAAAGAAAACAGCUAGCUGUUUCAACUGUCUUACAUUUAGAGAAAACAGUGCAAAUCAAUGAAACUGUUUUGAAUUUAUCUAGAAGUGCUGUGGGGUUACCUCAGGUCUGAAAGGAUUAUGUGAUCAAUUACUAAAGCUAUGUCAUGCAAUAUUUUCAAAAUACCUUACUCGUGUUACUGUGCCCACUGUGAGCCUACGAUUAAGACUACUACCACCACUACUGUUAUUAUUACUACUGCCAGACCCCCUUUUUAAAGCAUACUGUUACAACUUGGAUUAAAUGUUAUUUAAUCUGGUCUGCAGUGUCUGGAAAAGCUUGAGCUGACAUCUGCUUCAUUCUUUCGAAGAUUUGUUUCAACCCCACAGUGUCCAUAGUUGAGGCAUACCCAAAAUACAGGAUACAACAUUUUUCUAUUAAUGUCCCGCGUGUCACUUUUUCAGCUUCAGCCCAUAAAUAUUAAACCAACACUCAGUAGAUGGUUAGAAAGCUAUGCAGAGGUUUCCAAAAUAAAUGUUCUUGUAGCGACUCGACGACAAUGAAUCACUGCAGACCUCUUACAGGCUUCUGUAUUCGUCCUGCUUGUGUUUCAUCCCACUCAAGCUCUGUGGAAAACUUGAUGUCUCUGUGGUUAGAGACUCCAACGUUCAACCACGGCCAACUGUUGAGUGCCAGAAUUAUAAAUCUGCGGUCAGUGCACUCUAAUCCAAGUAUACUUAAAGCAGAGGUCAUGUUAUUGAUGUAAAGGGCUACAUGAGUUUGGUAUUAAUAGCGGACAGUGACACGAUACCCUUUGUAUGUUACUUUUUGAUGUUUUUUUUUUCUUUUUCUUUUUCCGAAUAUAGUUAAUGGUUCGCAUAAAAUACAGGCAAAGUUAACUUGAGCCAAAUGGCCCUCAUGGGUAAAAGUUUUACAUCAUGAUUCUUGAGAAUAAGUCAUUAAAUUUGAUUUAAAACAACAUCUGCCACUUUAGUAGAAAUAUGCUUUUAAGAGGCUUUAGCUUGACUGAAAGAGAUUCAUUUCAAAGUGGGGCACUGUCAUCGUUAAUCAUCAAAAAAUGCUGCAAGCUUAAACUCAUCGAAGUUUUAUCUUAAUAUUAGACAGGUAUUUGGGUUAAGUGAUUCUAAUAAUGACAAAGUUAUUUGUUUGAUUGUACAACUAUAAGGGCAGCAUAAGAAACAAGGAUUUUGAGAAUACAGUUGGGAAAGGAAGUUAUUUUACAAGAAUGAGGUCUGAAUCUUAUGAGAGUAAAGUUAUGAGAACUUUAUAAAAUGAGAAAAAUUCAGUAAUGUGAUGAGGACAAAGUAAAUGAUUUAUGAAAAGAAGUUGUCAUGUUACAAGAAUUAAGUUAAGUCCAAGUUGUUAAGCCUGUUAAGGAAUAAAAUGAUCUUUUAAUGACAAUACAACUGCUAAGUUAUGAGAAAAAAAAUAGCAUUCAUUAAUGUUAUGUUGGAAGAAUUAUUUGGUUAAGUCAUAAUGUUUCAAAAAAAGUCAAAUCUGAUAAGAAUAAAGUUGUUUUGUUACAAGAAUAAAAUAAUAAAAAAAUAAAAAUAAAAAAUAAUAAUAAAUAAAAUAAGAAAAGAGUCAUUAAGUUACAAGAAUUAAGUCACAGUGUUAUGUGAAUUUAGUUAUACGAUGAGAAUACAGUCAUUAUGUUACAAGAGCAAAGAUGUGAAGUGAGGAGAAAAGAGUCAUCAUGUAAUGAGAGUUGAGUCAUUAUGUUACAAGAAUAGACUGGUUAUAUUGUGAGAACAAAGUCAUUGAGUUACAAGAAUUGAGUUGUUGACUUGUGAGAAUAAAGUCAUAUAAAUGCUUGUAAUAUAUUAUGACUGUUUCUCAUACUAUUAUAACAACAGUGGCCUACAACUUUACUCUUGCAACGUUAUGGUUCGGCUCCAAUAGUUCUGUGGUUUUAUGGGCAAAAUAUGACUCAAUUAUUCUCAUUAUAUUAUGACUUUAUUCUUUUAUUGGUAUGACUGUAAUCUUAUCAUGUCAUAACUUUAUUGCUACAAAAUGCCAUCCAACAUCUAUGCUUGUUUACAUCCGGAUAGUACACUAUUAUAACAUUAUGGUAGUGGCCAUCAACUAGAGAGCUAUAAGUGGAUGGCUUCAUUACAGCUCAUAAAAAAAGUUUUCAGUAUCAUCUUUCCUCAAAAACACCAGAAUACACUCAGGAAAAAUGAAAAAUAUAUCUGCCACUUAAAGGUUGGCUGGCUAAAUCCAAGUGAGAUUUACUUAAGGGAGAGUGUCCGUCCAGUGAAUUGUAAAACUAGUUUUAAAAAGACAGAAACACUGUUAUUUUUUUAUUUGUGAUCAUAUGGUUAAUGAUUAAAUGCCUUUUUACUUAAAUGUAGCUUCCCAUGAGUGUCAGUCUGAGAAAUAUGAUUUCUGUGUGUAUAUUGGCAGCUGUUUGAGAAACGAGCGAAGGCUUGGAGGUGGUUUGGGAACACGUACGGUACAUGGGAAAGCUGGUUUCUCUGUGGAGAUCAGACAGUUUCCUCAGAGUCUUAAAGGGAGUGUUUGGCUUGAAAGGAUGCUGCCCUGUUAUCAGUCAGCUCUGGAAGGAGUAAAGCUACACACAGCUGCAGAUACUACCUCGCUCAGCGCAGUCGUGAUGAUCAUAUCAAAGUGCUGCAUGAGUACAAAAAAUAUACACUCUAUAUAUACACACAGUGUGUGGUUGUGGGCAUUUAGGGAGUGGCUGGUGUUCCUACAGGUUUAUUAUAAGGGACUGUUUGGGUUUGGCAGCUUAGGUGGGGUAAACAUAUAUAGGGUGAUGUCUCAUCAUGAGAAAUUGGAGUGUGACCGGAGCUCAAAUCUGUACAGCAGCACAUAAUGUGGGUUUAUUGCUGUUUUUUAAGAGUUCUGUGGGAUUAAAUUGUCCUGUUUCAUCCUCUAAUGCCAAUAUUAUAUGACAGUGGGAAACUUUGUAUUUUUAGUAUCCCGGUGAGACGAUAGAGAAUGGAUUCAGUGUGUUAUAUCCUGUUCAGCAAGAAAAGCCUGAGGGAACGUAUUAUGGUAGGAAUAUAAGCCUGAGGAAUAGGGGACAUGGGUUUAGGAAACAAGCAGAUGGCUGAGGGGAUAUUGGGUCUAGUUACAGUAGGAUGAGGAGCAAUGGUAGGUAUGGGAAUCGAGAUCCGGUUCCAGAUGAGAACCACCCCAGACUGCAUCAAGCCAUCCACAUCUUUUGCUUUUAUGCUUAAUAGUUCCCUUAUCGAUUAUUUCCCAGUUAGUUUCGCAUGCCUUGCAAAACAAUAGCAUGAUGCAUCUCAAGUAGCAGUCAGUGCGAACAACAACCAUGGAGUCAUAUUAUGAUGAACGAAUUACGAGGCAGUCCAAACCAUGCAUGUAACAUAAAACUGUUGUGUUUACAAUACCAGCUUUAAAAUAAGGACAGUACAACAUUUAAACUUAAAGUAAAAUCCACUCUUUCUGUGAGACCGGAAGCCUCCUGUUGAUAAACUGUGAUAAACUGAUAAGAAGCCAGGUUCCCAUGUCUCAGCAGAGCAGAUAGCGCAAAAUGAAACUUAUGCUGUUGCGAUAGAAAACAUGUUUAGACCUAUUUUUGAGCCCAGAUGAAAUGUAGGUAACCAGAAGUGCAUAGAUAAAGGGAAACUGCUGAUUUAAGCUACAAAAUAGUGGUAGUGGGCCACCGUAAAUGCUAAAUAAAAGAAAAAAAACAUUUAAAUUCCACUAAAAUCAGUAAUAGGAACCCCAUUUCCACCCACAUGCAUUUGAAAAAGUAAGCAUUAUGAAUCCAAAACAUACAUGAGUACUUCAGUUUGAGUGCUGUUUCAUUUUGGACAAGAUUUGUGAAGUUUUGACAAAGUUGUUAACUCCUUCCAGUUUCAGCAACAAGUUUCUGGAAAUGUGUUUAAAUGUUUGGGGAAAACUGCGAAAACCAGCUAAAUUUGUUGGAUGUGUUUGUGGUCUUUAAUGGCUUUUUUGGCGUAAAACAACAGCUCUGAUGGUUUAUCUGUUACCAUAACAAAAACCACUUUGGACCCGUUGAAAGCUUUACCUUUGAUACCUCCUUCCUGCCAGUUUUCAUAUUGUUGCCAAAGGUGGUGUGUGGUAAAGGUCUUAGAAUAGCACUCCUCGUUCCAUGAUGGACUUGAGCGUGCUUGUGUAUGCUGGAAAAGUUGUGGACCACAUGAGCGCAUUGGCAGCGAGGCUGUGUAAUGUGUCCAUGUUAAAUCCAUUCAGAUACAGUAGGAUCAACUUCCUGCUGCCUCUUGUUUGUUUCUUUUGGAGCAAAAAUAGACCUCAUUUGUUUCUUCCCUAAAUCAGGAACACACAACUGUGUGUCUUUGUGUUCCAGUAUCCAGUUACACAGCAGCAGCUGAGCACCCCUGGGAUCAGCCUGGUCCUGCUGUGGGGCUCGAGUACGCACAGAGACACACAAUGGGUUUAAAUUGGACCGUGUUGCGAGCAUGCAUGCAUAUUUGUGUGUGUCUUUUUUCCUCAUUAAAGAGCACGGGCCUACAGAUGGGAUUCAUACAUAACUCUUGCCUUUAGCAAGAAACAAAAAAGAGGCACAGACAUGAACAAACCUUUAUGCCGUGCAGUUAAAAUGAAUAAAAAUAAGCAGCUGGGGAUAACUGAUUGAUUUGCUUGGUUAUUCUAUAUCCUAUUGUAAGCCAUGGUUGUAAGGAAACAAAGACAGACACUCUAAAGCAAAGCCUGAGGAUCCAAAACAUAAACCCAUGUUAGUCAGACCACCACCAGCCUGUCUCUACCUCCCACCACCCCCCUCUGCAAUAAUCUCCCUUCCUUGUAUUGAGAGACGGAGGCAGCUGUCGAUACGAGGCAGCGAAACCAAAAGGAAAUGAUGUAAUCCCUCCUGUCGGUCUCAGGGGAAGUGAUAUCAUCGUUGCUGGAUCGGCAGGCAGCUCCUCGCUCCUCCUCUGCUUCCUCUGCCUCCUUUUAUUCUUCUCUCAGAGUAAGACAGGCGAAAUGUUUCUGCUCAGAUACGCCAGAAUUACACCUCAGUCACAAUUACCUAAGAGUUACAUAAGAGUCAAUCAAACUGUGUCCAGAGAAAUUGCAUAAUCUGAGGGGAAAAGUGGAGCUGCAACAAUUAAGAGUGUUGAUUUUUGUCAUUGAUUGAUGUAUUUGAGUGUUUUUCUUUUUUUUUUAGAAGGAAAAAAAAACUAAAAAUUCCAGGUAAUCCUUCUGAAAUAGGAACAUUUUGUGGUUUCUUUCCUCUUUUAUUACAGAAACCGUUAUGUGUGGAGGAAGGGGCAUUGCUGACAAGACAUUUUCCCUAAUUUUCUGACCAUUUAGACCUAACGUCUUAUCCACAAUAUGUUUUUUCUCCAUUUUUGAAAAGAAAAAGAUAUUGAUUAUGUAGAAAAAAUAUGUAAUUGACAUUCUUUUGUGUCUUUAAUAAGUGGUUUGAUGCUUCGCAAUCUCGUAAUAACCAUUCUGCAGUGAGAACUUGAGUCAGGCUGACAUUAUUAUUGGCAAUGAGGGUUUGAAUCAACAAUACAGCUGCAAACUAAGAAAAAAAAAACAUGCUAGGGAUAAUUAUUUUUUGAUUUGUAAAUUUUCAUUGUCGUUGUUGUCGUCGUUUUCGUCACGGGGGCAGCAGCUUCAGGAGGGAAGCCCAGACGGCCCUCACCCCGGCCACUUCCACCAGCUCCUCCGGGGGGAUUCCCAGGCGCUCCCAGGCCAAGUGAGAGAUAAAAUCCCUCCACCUGGUCCUGGGCCGGCCACGAGGUCUCCUCCCGGUGGGACAUGUCCAGAACACCUCUAACAGGAGGCGUCCAAAAGGCAUCCUAACCAGAUGCCCGAGCCACCUCAGCUGACUCCUCUCGAAGUGGAGGAGCAGCGGUUCUACUCUGAGCGCCUCCCGAGUGUCAGAGCUCCUUACCCUAUCACUGAGGCUGAGCCUGGCCACCCUGCGAAGGAAACUUGUAUCCGCGAUCUUGUUCUUUUGGUAAUUACCCAAAGUUCAUGACCACAGCUGAGGAUCGGCACGUAGAUCGACCAAUAAAUCGAGUCUCGCCUUGCGGCUCAGCUCUUUCUUCACCACAACAGAUCUGUUAAGCGUCUGCAUCACUGCUGACGCCACUCUGAUAUUCCUGUCGAUCUCCCGCUCCAUCCUACCCUCACUCUUGAACAAGACCCCGAGACACUUGAACUCCUCCACUUGAGGCAGGACCGCCCCUCCGACCUGGAGAAGGCAAACUACCUUUUUCGGACUGAGGACUAUGGCCUCGGACUUGGAGGUGCUGAUUCACAUCCCAGUCGCUUCACACUUGGUUGCGAACUGCCCCAGCAAGAGCUGAAGGUCACUGCUCAACCUCUUUGUAUCGCAGGAGCUUUUUGUCCUUAAUGGCCACCAUCAUUUCACCACCUGUAGGGGUGAACAAGGAAGUGUUUACAUCUUGAAUAUAACUGCUAGAUAUUAUUGCUAAAUCUAAAUUAUAUGCACUAAUGUAGUCGUAAAACCAGUGCAGUCAAACAGACUGGGUUAGAAGUUAGGAUGAUGUAUUUCACAGUCUAUAAAAACUCAGACUUGAGGCUCGACAGAUCAGACUUCACCAUUAAUCUUAGGUUUUAAUACACCCCUCUUGUCUAGUGUUGAAGUUUUGCUCGUGUAUUUAAAGCGAUGUUGUUGUGAUUGAGUUGGAUACAAGUAUAGUCGUUUCACUUCCUACAAGUCCAAACACUCGGAGCGUUUCCAGACAUGACCCGAGCAGAGAGACUCCUUCACUCCACACGUCUGCUGAGCGAACGAGCGAGCAAAAGGGAGACGAGCGAGCGAGCGAGCAUGAAACGGUUUCACUGCAGAAUCAGUGUCUGAGCUGGCAGGGCUUCAGGCCACACACACACACACACACACAGGCCAGCUCCUGUAAUUGAUGUCACAGUGUGAAUCCUUGGGCUAAUUAUGUGCCCUUGCGAGACACACACACACACACAUAGGCGCUGUGUGUGGUUCAUUCACAGCAUCUAGUUGAGCGUGAAAAGUGACAUUAAAGUUUGAAGUCUUUUUAACUUUAAGGUGAUUAUUUCUUCUUGCUUGGUCAGCUGUUUCGAAUGUUUUCAUACGUGUGUGUUUUCGUGUGUGGCUCAGUGUGCGUGUUUGUGAAAGAUACAGCAAAAAAAAACAAAAAAAAAAAACAUAUGGACCGACUGUCUGGAUUCACUUGAUGCUUUUUUCCUGGAACUGAUUUAUAGCCUCACUUCCAAAAACCAACAACCAGCCCUCAAAAUACAGCUCUGUGUGUGUGUGACAUUGUGUGUAUCAAUGCGUGUGUGUUUGUGUGUGAUGUCCUGAUAUAGAGCCGUGGGAACAGCCCACACUGAAUGAACUCGGGGAGCUUUGGAGCCUCUGCUGUUGUCGUUUUGUUGUGGCACUGGUGGACGCUGUGGGACACUGGGAGCUGCCCAGUUCAGAUGCUGCGUGGUGCUCAAGGGCACGAAGGCAGCAGAUGUCAGCGGAGUCACGAGGAAGGAGGAACUGUUGGCUGAGGGAGGACGUUUUUCUUUUAAGUCUGUUUUUCUGAACUCUCCUUUCCUACUAUCUCUCCUGUUUCCUCCCGAGAGACUUUUUUUCCUCCUCCUCCCUAGUUUGGAGGGAGUUUCUGUUUGUAGUCCGGGUGAUAUGGACCAAUCAGGUGUCAGCAGGUUUGGCGUCUGCAAGAGAAACAUAACCAGGUGCAAAAGCGCGAUCCACUGUGCACCAGAAUGACUACCUGGAUGCAAACAAACACAGAUGACAGAAGGUAUCCCAUUAGUGUUAAUAAAGAUAAAUAAGAAAUAGAGUUGCUGAACUUGAGUGAACAUUUCGUCAAAUAUAUAAAGUAGGGCCCAACUGAUAUGGAUUUUUGGGGGCCGAUACCGAUUAUUAGGGGGGAAAGGAAUCUGAUUACCGAUUAAUUAGCCGAUUUUUACAAAUUUUUAUUAAGUUAUAAAAUAGAUUUACUGUAGAUAUACUGUAGGCUACUGUUCUUCAUGCUGACAGGAAGACUGACUGAUCAAACUGGGAUCAGAAAAGCGUUUUUCAACAAAAAAGUUUAUUUACUGUUGAGGUGGACCACUCUCCUCCGUGUGUCCCUGAGCUGCCUACUUCAGAACCGUCACUCUGCUGUGCUGUGAGGCCGUUAGUGGAUGAAGAUUGUCAUGAGGUUGCUGCGCCAUCUACAGGAUAAGUCUGGGAACUUUUCAAAUGGUGGAACAUUUUCAAAGUGAAACUGAGUCUUAUUUUCCGCAUUUUAUAUUUGAAAAUAUCAUCAGAAUCAGCUAGUUUUGGCCGAUUCUGACGAUGCUGGGCGAUAAACUAAAAGUUUACCCGGUACCAAAAUUUACGACAAUUACUAAUGUCAUUUUGCCUAUAUCAAUAUAUUCGGUGCCAAAAAGAUAAAUAAAGUUGGUUUUGGAUGUGUGUAGGUAGGCUAUGGUCUCAUGUGCCUGUAAGAUUCUGUCCUACGUCAGAGAUGUUACUCCACACCAUCCAGUCUGUAACAAAGAGGCAAAGACAGGUGAGGAGAUGGAGGACGGUUCAAAAGUUGUAGCGUCUGGAGCGGUGGCUGAAGUAAAGUUAAUGUGGGAGGGGGUGAACAGCUUGUGUAGUAGUUAUUGUCCAUUUAUCGUUAUCAAGUAGAACUGCUCAAUAUAUCAUGAUAUUGAUUUGAGGCCAUAUCGCCCAGCUCUUGUUCACUGGCUUCCUCUCUCCUUUCCUGUGGAGUUUUACGUCCCCAGAUGACUCGGGCACCCUGUGUCGCUUCACCUCCUAAAAUAUCCCACUUUGACACUGUAUGAGCACUUCCUGUAUGCCACACUACAGCUGUCUCUAGCUCUGUAUUUCACUGUGUGUGAGGGUCAAAGGUCAGAAGUUUAAGUCACUUCCUGGCAGCCUGCAUUUUUUAGCAGGUGUCUAUGAGAGGCACGCAUUUAUGUGUUCAUCAAAAACCUGUUGAAAGCAGUUUUAAACUGAAUUUUCUUUAUUGAAGCCUUAAUGUUUUUAUAUAUCAUGUAAUACUUCCACUAUCCUUCAGGGAAAGUGUCUGCUAAGGCUUUGUGUUUGUCUUUCGCUUGAGGAGCUGAUGAAUAACACAUCCCUGUCUCGCUCCCUCUGAUUAAACGGGAGGUGUAAGAGUAAAAACAGUUAAUACAUUAUGGAAAAAAGGGGAGGAGGAGGAAAAACAUUUACAGGCCGAGGAAUGAGGGGGAGAAAUGAAGUGAAAGAGGAGCCGGGGAGCUGUAGGAGGACUGAGGGAUGGGAGGAUGAUUGCACGGUUUCAGUCUGACAGACAGGAGGAGUGUGGCUGCAGCAGCAGCAGAGUGAUUACUGUUUACUUUGGACACACACGCACACACACACACACACACACACACACACACACACACACGUACACAGCACUUAUAGCCCAUCACUGUGACUUGCUGCCUCAGCUCAGUCUAACAGAGAGCUGGUUUUCAGACUGCUUCUGGUGGUGCAUUCGAGUGACGUCUGACAAACAGCAGAGCAGCAGCAGACAGAUCAGAGAUCAAGAAAGUCGUGCAGUUAACUUCUUAAAGUUUAUCCAGGUUUCAUAGGGUUAUAUAUUUUACCUAUGGGUGUUAUCAUCUGACAUUUGAUAUUAUCCACACAUUGUUUUUCCUGCAGUGUUAGUCUCUGAAGUUUGGUCUCCUUGCGCUGUGCGUUUGUAGUCCAGGUGUUGUUGACCAAACACGUGUACACAGGAAAAAGUGAUGAGACUCACCUCUCUGUAAUGACAUCCUGGCACCUCUAUAAACAUAUAACUACAUGUAAGUGCAGCUAACAGUCUACUCUAGAUCAAACAAGUCCACUUGAGUCACAGUUGAAUUGUUUGACACUUGCUGUUUUUGAAACCUCCAAUCAUGUGCUACCAUCACUGGCAGUAUGUAUUCAUAGAUAUGUGGUGUAUGACUGUUUUGACAUGAUGGGGCUGUUUUCCAUUCUUCCCCUCAGUGUGAUUCACUUUGGUGUUGAAUCAUUAUGACUCUAGUCCACACCUCAAUACAGAAGCUGGUGUUAAUGCGUUAAAAGCUGAGUAGCAUCCACCAUGAAACAGAAAAAAGAAGAAUAGCUGUGGGAAAUUGUACACAAAGGAGAUGGUCCCUUUUGGGAGAAAUCUUGAAUGUAAACACUACCCCUACCAACCAGUUUUCCAGUGCUCCUCCUCUCCCCUCCCUGUUCGCUCAUAUUAUUCCAAUUAAAUUCAGAUAUAAUGCAGGUAAAUACUUCAGAUAAUUACAAAUGAGGCCCAGUCAACAUAAAAGUAAAAAGUAUCGAUGCUACUGUAGAUGCUAACAGACUACCAGCAAACACAGUGUUUGCCAGACUUCUACAACUAGGAUAAAGUGACAUAGUCCAGGACCCGAGGUCAACAGUUUAGCGGCGCUACAACACGCAGCAGGUCCCGUUUGACAAGAAACACUUUGUUUAAGCCAUUUACCUGUCCAGCAGAGAGGUUACAGGGUCUGUAAGAUCCUGAAGCGUCCCCGAAUGGUUUUAUGUUGGUCUACCUCCUUUUUAAGCACCCGUUAUUCCGCCAGAGUCUCCGGUAGUUACUUCGUUUUCUUGCUUGUGUUGGCAGUCAUGGCCAAAGCAGGAUUCAGACAAUUUUCCGUACUUUCUGGUUAGUUCUGCUGUCCAAUAUUGUAGCACGCUAACUUUGUUUUGGCUCACGCACAUUAUUGAGGCAGUGGCGUGUGCCUCACAACAUGAGGGAGCACUGUCCGCCUCACAACCAAUCAGGUUGGGGGAGGCAGAGAAUGGCUUUGUUUACAGUCAGAAAGAGCGGGCCGCUCACAAAAUUUAAAAUGUUGACUACACAGACAUAAGAGAACACAGCGAUAUCAUGAUAUUCCAAAAUGUCAUCAAUAACUAACAGCAAUUGACUGAUAUUAAAAAGCUAUUUUGUGUAUAAACCACAUAAAAAGUUUCCUCUUUAACGGAAUCCUGCCUACCCCACCUUUAAGUAUCAUCAAAUUCUUCAUAGGGUUGCCACUUUUUCAAAGAAUCAGGUUCAAGUUGACUCUCGACCGUCUUCUCAGAUGUUUUAGCGUUGCGACUGUCCGCGUAGGAAGGUUUUGAUCUGGGGUGAUACUAGAAAUUCGUCACUGUAUGAACUGACUGAGGUAAAGAGUGGUAUUCAAUGGUCAGGUAACAGUAAGAUUGAACACAGACUCACUUUUCGGGAUAGAGAGGACAGCUCUUGUUUAUUGUUGUGUGAACUUGAACCAAAGACCUUAAAACCCUCUAGUAUGCUCUGUCGAGGAGCGGCAGACAAAGAGAUUCUGAUUUGAUGCAUCAAAGAUUAAUUAUCGCAGUUUUUUUCUCUGUCAAAUUCACUGUGGAGUUGAAUUUCAUCAAAGUGUUGCAAAUAUUUUUAUGAUUUAUUUUGUGUUACGCAUCUCUGUUCCCCCCUGCUCUGAGUUACAGCUCCGCCUGGGGUCAGACUCCGCUUUAAUGCGACGUGAAGUGAAUUUUUUUCUCACAUUAAGAUUUUCCAAACAGAAAAGAGCUUUAUGUGUCGGCCCGAGUCUAACCCUGGCCUGUGUGGAAACAGCAGAUUGUUGUACAAGAGUGCAGCUGUGAGAGUUUUCACAACGCUCCUCCAGUCCCUCAGCAGUCCCCCAACCACACAAAUACACUCACACACACACACACACACACACACACACACAUACACACACACGCUCACCCUAUCCUCCAGCCUAAAUGACAGACCUUGCUAACCACAGGGAUCUAAUUGUAGCACCGCUCCUCAGUGUGUUCGAGCAUUUGAGUGUGUGCGCGUGUGGUGUUUUUCAAUGUAUGUGAAUAUGGGUGUGUGACAUUCUGCUCUCUAAUCUUGUGUGUGUGUGUAUGUGUGUGUUUUGGCUGGCUGACACUCCCCAGAGAGGAACAGGGGGCGACAGUGAACUACUCCCCAGGAAUAGCACUCUGUGUCUGGGGUGAUACUUUUGGCAGAGGGAGCCGUGGAGAGAGGGAAGGGGGAUUAAUUUCAUAAUUUAUCUGAUUAUAGUAACCAUGCUCUCUUUGAAAUGUUUAUUGGCAUAUCGGGCCAACAUUCGUUUGCUGUUUGGUCCAGCAGAGGAGCCUAUCAUCGUUACCUGACUAUUGAAUGCCACUCUUGACCUCACUGAAUUAACACAGGGAUGAUUUUCCACAAAAAUGGAGGAUGUGUGCCAUUCUGAGCGGACAGUCAAGACAGGAAAAUAUCCAGAAAUCACCUCAGAAGUAGAAGAAGUCAAUGUUAGUAGACACACUGCUAAUUUUGAUGAUCAAUCUAAACAGACAGAGGUGUUUUUUCAAUGUGCUGCAAUGUUGUGGAGUGAUACGAAACAUCAUUGAACUGCAAGUGAAGACGUUUAUGGGCUGGAGGCUUUUUAGUAAGACUCAGGCUUAUCUCCUCUUAAUCCAUCAUGAGCAGAGCAGCGUUCAGAAUGAAGAACUUCAGCACCAGAUUGUUAAAAGACAGCAAUCUGCUGAGACUGUAAACACAAAUAGUCGAAAUGUUCCUGUUGUGCACAAACACAUGAGUGUGAAUAAUGGGCAGCACUGAGGUCAAACACUCAUCAAUGUCUUAAAAAGUUUUCCUCUUUUGACCUUUUGUCUUCAAUGUUCUUCAUUCUGCAUAUUUUUCUAAACUUAACAGAAGUUUUGGAAAGCUUUUCAAACUUUUGUUAUUAAUAAAACUCCAGGAGUUGACUCCCACUGUCCUCAGUUAACAGGCUCAAAAAAUCUGACUCCUUGAACAGAGCGGUCUGUUCCCCCCCGAGCUAAAAAUAAUAAUUAUCACAAUAAUCAGCGACAUGAUUCAUAACAAAAGAACAGAAGCAGCAUGAAGAGGAAAUCCAGGGGAAAGGUUGUGACAGAUUAAGACAGAGCGUGUGUUUGUGGUACUACUCUGAGAACAAAUCAACGCACUUUGAAGACGGUGCUGCUAUGAUUAAUGGUGCCAAUAACGCUCCUGACCACAUACACACACGCACGCACACGCAGAGUUAUGAAAAUAUAUAUUGUGGUCUCAGCUGGGAUACAGAUCAGAGACAAAGACACGCAGCUGCUGCUGAGUUCUUCUCUGUGUUGACAUCCAGUAGCACAAAACGUGACGCGCUGAACGUUAAAUGAUUCAUGUACCUAAAAACCAAGAACAGAAGGUACAAGGAACUGAAGAGUGACAUAAAAUAUUACCAGAAUGUUUUAAUCCUUUUGCCAAGUUAAGUUGUUUUGGAUUAUUUUUUUUAUGUUAGUGCUGCAUAUUGUCAAAAUUUGUCAGAAAAGGAUCAUGAUUAUAACUUUUUUAUUCAGAAACUUUUAGGGAAAUCUGGGACAAAGUUUGAUACGAUUUUAUCUCCGUGGAACAAAGAGUUACGUAUUUUAAUAGACUGAUAAAUUGGCAGAGACAUGUGUCUGUGCUCAGCCAUCAUUCGUGUCCCUGGCUCUUUUUCUAACAGCUAUAAAAGUAUAAUACAAUACAAGAACUUUAUUUAUCUCUACAGGAAAGUAUUUAAAACGUCUUAAAAUCUGAUUAAGAUUUGUUGGAUUCCUUUAUGGGUCAUUUUGAAGGUUGAGUACAGCUGGACUCUGUCUCUCAAACCUUAUACUCCCUGCUGUCAAGUUCUGAGUCUGUCCAUUUAAAACCAGCUGGAAUCUGUCACAAACAGCUUUUAUUGUCAGUUUUCAAUUUUUACUGCAGCUUUUUUAGAUCUGUCUCCAUGGCAGCGCCAGGAAACUUUGACGAAUGUUGUAAGAAGCUGUUCUCGAGAAAACUGUAUCAAAGUUCUGUCGUAGUGUCACCAUAGUUCUCUUGUGUUGAUUGUGAUGAAGGAGUUCAAAUGCUUUCAGUCAAACAAAAACUAAGAAUAUAUCAAUUAAAGCCAAAAAAUAGUAGUCGGGGAAAUCUGCAUUCAGACUUUAUGUCCCUGAUUUUUGGACAAAUCAACCUCUUUAAUGCUACAAUUUUUUGUUGCAGGUUUUUAAUUGUUUUGAAUGUUUAAGUUGAUUUAAUUUGUUCCAAUAUUUAAAUAAAGACACUUAAAAAGACAUUUUAAAUCUACACAGCGGUGUAAAACCCAAAGAACUUUAAAAUCUGCAUCAGAUAAUAUUGAAAAUGGUGUUCCACAAGGUUCCAUCCUUGGUCCUGUUCUUUUUUCUCUUAAUAUAAAUGAUAAAUAAAUUAUAGCUAUUUUUAGUUACAAAAUGAUUUUGUUGAUGACAGGAACUUGUAUCUUGCUCAUGCUUAUGCACAAUCUGCUGAGCUGCCUCUCUGGAUUAAAAGUUGCACUCACUAAACAAACGUAUGUCAGUCUUGGAUGCAGAGAGACUUUUUUUGAAGCUCUUUUGCAGAACAGAACAUUUCUGACUUGAACAAACUCAUGAUCACUUCCAUAUGUUGCACCAUUCUUGACAGGGUAACUGUAAAUAAAUAUAUAACUAUUUACUUUAAUGAGAAGUGAUUCAAAAGUUAUAAUUCAAAUUCGGUUAGGUUGAGUUGAAGAUUUACCUUUUUUUUUCUGCAGAAAUAAAUCCCGAUUUCAUUCCUUGUUUCGUGAUUAUUUUAGUGCCAAUCCUUUCCUUCUUUGAUUAUUUCUUUUAUAUCUGCUUUUUUCAUUUUAAAUCAGAGAUUUCUAUCAGUUCAAAGGAUUUAGAUAAAUGAAAUAAAAUAAAAAUAAAAAAUAAAAAUAAAUAAAUAAAUAAAUGAUGUGAUGAUGACAGACUGCUGUAGUGUAGUACAGAAUUUUGGCCACUAGAUGGAGUUGAGAAGUCACACUCUGCCAUAACAUUCAUCAUAGUCUUCUCUAUCUGUCUUCUGUCUUUUCUGCAGAUGGAUCAGUUGUCAGACGAGGAGGUGGAGGUGAGGGAGGAUGAGGAGGAAGAGGAGGACAGCGAUAAGGAGGACCAGGACCUGGAUAAGAUGUUUGGAGCCUGGCUGGGAGAGCUAGACAAACUCACACAGGUGAGCAGAAGUUUUCCAAAACUCGGACCCUCACCUGUAUUCUUUUGCAAACAUGCCAAAAUGUUUGAUUUACUCCGUCUGCUGUCUGUCCAGAGUCUGGAUGAUGGUCGCCCACAGCCGCAGCAGCCGCCUCAGCAGAAAGCACCUCUCAGACAGGAGACAAACAUGGCCAACUUCUCCUACAGAUUCUCCAUCUACAACAUCAACGGUCAGACUUGAACACAGUAAACUCAGACUCCUGAUCCUCUCCUGCUCCGUCAUGAUGUCUUACAUUCUGGUUUUUCCUCUGUGUGUCUACAGAGGCGUUAAAUCAGGGAGAAAACGUGGAUCUGGACGCUCUCAUGGCCGAUCUGUGCUCCAUCGAACAAGAGCUCAGCACCAUCAACGCCAAACCCAACAGUGCAAGCGGCAUGGCUCGCCUGGGACUGACCGACACGAAGGUACAGACGCAGUCAAAGUGCAACAGUUUCUUUCUCAAGCCAAUAUAGAGACGCUAGUUCAUGCUUUAAAACCAGGAGAAUUGACUUUUGUACCGCUUAUCUUUCUGUUCUUCCUGUAAACAACAUCUUUAACUUCAGCUGCUGCAAAACUCAGCUGCAAGAAUGCUGACCAAGACCAGAUUUUUAGAGUUUUCUAUCGUUUUUUAAAGGUCCGUCAGAAGCCUCCAGCAGGGCGCAGCAGCAGGCAGCAGCCAGCAGGGGGCAGCAGCAUCAGUGGUGGUGGAGGUGGUAGUGGCAGUAACAGUGCCAGUGGGGGAGGGGGCAGCAGCGGGGCCAGCAGCAGCAGCAGCAGCACCAGAGCUUCACCCGCAGGGACCAUCAGAGCUCCAACAGGGCAUCAUGGGAGACCGGCGCUCGCCUCUAACUUCAGUCUGGAUGACAUCACUGCACAGCUGGAGAAGGUAUGUGGAUGUAAAUCUGGAAAGACAUCAUCCUAACUCUUGGUUAUACUCCUUUGGUUCACCCAAACCCCCUGAAAAUAACACAUUUGAUAAUUGCAGGACUGUUUUGAGAGAAAGACGUAAAAAUCUCCAACUGAUAAUCCUGAUAAAGCAGUCAUCAGGUUUAUGAAGUUCCAGAGGGAAAAAGAGAGAAACAGAGUUUCUAGAUAAAGAUAAAUAGGUCGGUGAAAGCUGGAGGCUGAGAGGAAAUUUGUUUCAAUGUUUUUGUGGCUGAAUAAUCAAUUUCAUCCAAUCUGUGGUCAGUGUUUGCUGCAGCUGUUUAUCUUUUCCUGCCUGUAUGAAUCCCUUGGCUGAAAACUAGCAAGCUGAUGGAGAAUACUGUGGUGAGCUGAAACAUUACAGUGUUUCCAAACCGCCAUAAAGCAACAUGUACAGGGUUAGACAGAUGAACAGCAAAAAUGAAAACUGCCUUAGUGGCUGUUUUUGUGAAUUACAUGGUUUUUGAAGGUUCUUUCAGGGCUUAAUUUACCCCAAAUUCAUGGAUAAGGCUAAUUUUAAUAAAUCCAAGGAGCAGUAGUGCUCAGGGAUUUCUUUUUGCAUUAUUUGCAAAGGUCUAGCUACCCGCUGAACCUGUCGUUAUAUGAACCUUGUUUAUUUAGGCCGGUGCAUAUAUGAAAAAAACAAAGGGUUUCUCAGCUGUUUUUUAUAGUAUUAGGUGUCCUUAAGAACAUAAAUAAUAACAAUAAAUAAGUAGAUAUGGCGUUAGGGUUAGGGUUAGGGUUAUGGGGUUAGGGUAAAAAUCACUGUCUAGGACCUAUUGAAGAGCACGUUUCAGACCAUUUGGAGUCAAUUAGUUUAAAAAAAAAAAUUGGUAAAAAUGGAAAAAAAAAUGUAUUUAAGCGUUAGGGUUUCUUUGGGGUUAUGUUGGGGUAUUGGGGUCAGGGUAAGGGUUAUGGGGUUAGAGUUAAAAUCACUGUCCAGGACCUUUUUAGAAGCAUGUUUUAAACUAGUUGUAGUCAAUUGGUCCAAAAAAUUGUGAAAAAUGUCCAAAAAAAAAAUUUGUAAGUGUAAGGGUUUCUUUAGGGUUAUGUUGGGGUAUUGGGGUCAGGGUAAGGGGUUAAUGUUGGGGUUAGGGUUAUGGGGUAAGGGUCAAAAUCACUAAACAGGACCUUUGUAGGAGCACGUUUCAGACCAUUUGGAGUCAAUUGGUACAAAAAAAUUAGGAAAAAUGUCAUCUUUUUAUGUAUGCAAAUUAGUGCAUAUUUAAUUAGAUAUUGCCUUAUUUACAUAUUCAUACAUAACACUUGACAAAACUUUUAAUACAAAAACAAUUUGUCUUAAUGUCAGUUAUAAACGAGGGAGGUUUCAUGGUGAUAUCUGUUCGUUAAAAAUUUUCCCCUGGGCUUCCUACCCAUCAUGGACGCCAUCUUGAAAAUGGCACCUUUCUAGUGGUCAAACUUUGAUAAACUUUUAGUAUGUUGUUAAGGACAUCAAAUACUAUAAAAACAGCUGAGAAACCUUUUGUUAGAAUUUUUUGGGGUCAAGUCAUAUUUGCACCUGACUAAUUAUAACACCACAUGUAUAUGUCACAUCGUCUGCCUCAUCAUGUGCCCGUCUUUUACUCCCUGUGUCUCCAUUUUUGCUCCCCAUCAGGCGUCUCUCAGUAUGGAUGAAGCUGCUCGUCAGACCUCUUCUCACUCCCUUAGCUCCGCCUCCACCUAUUCAUCCUCAGCCUCGAUGCGGCGGCCUGGAUCCUCUCAGCGCCAACACAGACGCACAGGAUCAGUCGGCACUGUCAGUGAACACGAGGUACAUCAGCUCUAAAGUGACCGCAGACUUUUAUCCUGAGUCUGGAACUUUUUCAAAAGGAGUUAUUUCAGGAGCGCUAUUACAUAAUAUUUCAAGCUUUUCAACUUUGUGUCUCUAAAUUUAGAGUCCAGGGCCAAGUUGCUGAAAAGAAAUCUGGUUGGGUUAAAGCUGUAUGAUUGGAUUAAAAUGGGUUUUGCAGAAAAAAUAGAAAGACAUUAUGAUAUGAGAUCAGAUUUAAUCCUGUUUGCUUUUUUAACAAUAGGAAAAUUAGGAAAACUUAUUCCCAGAAGAGAGCUGGAUUACAGGGAGAAAAUGUAAAAACUCUCCAAAACUACAGUUUUACAAUUGUUUUGAUGCUUAAGACUGUUAUUACUUUGAUGUAGAUGAGGAACGGUAGAUGAGGUAGACCUUAAAAACACAUUUUUAAAUUUGUUCGUAUCGAACAUAAAGUUUUGAUUUGAAGCACCUUUGGGAAUCUGUUAUUUGCAUGGAUUUUGGUGCCCUCUAAGUAUGUGGUUAGCUGUCCCGUAAGCGCCCUGAGAUUCCAGAUUUGGUAAUCUCUAAAGUCUUCUUGAUUAAGGUCCAGUCCAGUUAACCCAACUGAACCCUCUGAAUCUUUCUUUCUGAGCUUUGGUUUCUCUUUUACCAUCUCUAUUUCAGGUGCGUUCAAUUGUCCACUCCUCCCGCUCCUCCGUCACAUCAGCCUCUGGAGUUUCGGUGAACUCUGCCUCUUCCAUGGAGUCGUUGGACAGCGUUCUUCGUAAUGAAUCUGAUGGACAGCAGGUGUCAGUCAUACCCUCAGCUGGAGGAGCCGGUCAAGGUCACAUGGAGGUACAAACUCAUUUUUUUUUAAUCAAAACUAUGAGUUGACUUUAAAUAAGUUCAUAUUUCAGGAAAUCUGGUCAUUCUUGGUUGAAGGAGGCUUGACACUUAAGAUUGUGACCAUAAACUCAUCCAAAAACUGUUAUUAGAGGUUAUAAAUCAACUGAAAAGUCAUCUCAUUUACCCAGGGUUUCUAAUUAUCCUGCAUCAGUCGGCACUGUUGCCCCCUGUUGGUCAUUAGAGGAAAAGGGUUUUACGGUAUUUGUGAUUCUUCCAUGUUUACCUCUAGUUUAUUGGUCCAGGUGUGCUAAAAGGAUCUCCCUCUCUAAAACCUGUCCUCUUACUGGGAUUACGCUGAGUCUGCUAUCGUUUCAAGCAGACUAUCAGGAGAUUAAGUGGUUUAGCCGAUAAUUGCAUUGAAAAUGCCGGGUAUGUCAUUAGCGCACAUGCAAGUCAGGAUCAGCGGGUCAAAGAGAAGACAUGUAGAUGAUAAAUACUUAAAUGUUCCCUUUGUUAAACUAAAUGUUUACUUUGAUUUUGAAGUUUAUUUUUCUGGUGACAGAAUCUGUAACAUUUAACUUUUGAGUGUCUUUUAUGAGGUCGUCCUGCAGUGUGGAAAUUUCACACAAAGUUGCAUUUAAAGUUGCAAAAUCAAAAUGUUUAUUGCUUAAGCAGGUUAACAUACAAAGAAUGAGCUCUGGGCUUUUGAUGCGUCACAAAUCUAUUAUUACGCUAUUGUUUGACCCAUUUUCGCAAGGUGUUUUUGCCAAGAUAGUUGGUAGAUGGAUACAUUUAUACUUAAUUGAUCUGGAAGGACAUUCGUUAUCCAGUAGCUUGCAAAGCACAUGAUAUCUACACGUAAACCAAUUCAAGUAGCAAGAAAAUAACUUAAGCAUGUCAGAUCAUAUUUGAACUGUACAAACUGCAAUGAAACACGUACAUAUUUUAGAUUAAGCCAUUUAAUUACACAAUUUGAUUAUUAAAAUUGAGCCAGUUCUACAAUAAAGAAUCAAACGAAAAGAUUCAAAUUGAACCAAAAUAAUUAACGUUGACCACUUGCAAAACAACCCUAUUGCAGCCUAUACACAAUGAAAGUAGCGUUUCAAAAUGGCUAAUGGCAAAUUUAAAAGAAACAUGUAAUGAAAUUAUGCAAAAAAAUCUGGUUUUAAUUGCAGGAAAUGUGUGUUUCGUGGUCAUAGUCCUUUAUCUAGAAACCUUCAUUUGAGAGAUUACAGAAAAGGAAAAAGUUAAGAGUAUUGAUGAUGAAGAAUAAAUCUAUAAUUCAAAACACAAAUACUUAAAAUGCAUUUACAUGUGAGAAAAGAACAUCCAAAACGAUUGAUUAGGGAACUCACAAAAAUUGUGUGAUAAUAAACAAAACAUGAAAAAUAUCUGCUUUCCUGUUCAUUCCUUGAACAAAGUUAGACAAUAAAAACAUUUAUAACCCUGAAACCAUCAAAUGCAGCCUGUUAAAACAGGUUAUUUGUGUCAACUUUCAAUGGAGGUAUUGUCCUAAGUAUACUUCAACUUGACUUUUACAGUUAAAUUAUAUGUUGUUCUGUGAAAUCAGUGGUGAACUUUUCCACAGCUGCAGGAAACAUCUCUUACCCAGCAGACGUACCUUCUUCUCAGCGGAGGUUUUAAAAUAGUGAAGGAUUUUUUCAGGCUCUGCUGCAGCGUUUGGUUUGUAUUCUCUGGCCUUUUCUCCUCCUGCUGGCUGUGUGCUCCUGACAGUUUCUGCUGCUUCAGGCUGUGUCCUCGCUCUUUUUCAGAUCAAAAUCACUCAGGGUUUUUUUUUUUUCCUGUCUUGGAACACACUGAGUACAAAAAGCAGAAAAUAAUCUUCCCUGAAAUCACAGUCGUAGACAACUCAAAGAUGUGGGAGAAAAAAUGUGAAGGGUGAAAUGCUGGAAGAGCACAGAACAGUUGCAGGGUUCGGUUUUAACUCUGCAAACUUUACAUAAUUCCUCACUCACACUAUCCUUCUAAUUCGACCCCAAAACAAUGAUAAUUUUUGCAUCAUGCACAAGCAAAAAAAUAAGCAGGUCUGCAAACACAAACCCCGUUCUGAGAGUAGGAAUCUGGGUUACAGCUUCAUUUCACCCAGUGUAUACAGAAAUACUACAGAGACCAGCCAUGGAGAAAGAGAGAGAGGGAGUAAAAAAAAAGACGAGUGUAGGAUUGAAUAAAAUUAGAAUAAUGAGAUGAGAGACCAGAGUGAGUCAGCGAAACAGCGAUGAUGAUGAUGAAGGAACAUGGAGAGGGGAUGGUGGUCACCAAAGGGCGAUCACAGAGAAGAAUAAACAGUGAUGUGUAUGAAAAGAAAACAAAGAGACAAACACUGAGGCGGAGAGAGAGAGAGAAAAGCAGAAGAGAGGGAUUAGAGAGGAUGUGAUGUGGUGUUUUGGCCCAGAGCGCUGCUCCCAUGAGUUCAGCUCAUUAGAAACUGGGACUGCUGCAGUUUGAGUCUCAGAGUGUUUUUCUGCUUCACACACUCUCUUUGAGUGUACAUCGAGGGCUAGAAAAAAGUAGAUCUCCCUGAAACCUGCUGAACUGUCUGAAAAAUAGAGAUUAGACUGUGUAUUGAUGGUCUGAUGUUUCUUUUCUAAUUAGAGAGGCAGUGACAGUUCAAUCAACUGUGCAAAAACAGCAUCUAAAAGCGCCUUACAUAACCGUAUACACAACAUAGGACAUUAUAUAAUUCAUUAGAAGUAUUAAUAAUAAUCAGGCAGACCUGGGGUUGAAUGAGGAAAUUAGAAUUAACUGAACCACGUGGACACGGUGUCUGAUUGGUGCAUGUCCAAAGCCUCCAUUGUGGAAGCAGCAGCAAAGAGUUGUGGCCUCAUUUGGUGGUGGAGAAGGAGGCCUCUUGGACUCAACUAACCCAGGUGUUUCUGAAGCAUUAGAUUGGUACCGCUCGGGUGGCCUGGAUGGCUUUAGUGGAAGCAGAAGCCUAGUGGGGAAGCUGUGGGAAAGGACUUCUUGCUAUCAAGCCUCUUCCAAUAUCAUAUGGAGGUCUGGGAUAGUGUGUGUGGCAUAGUAGUGAACCUGGGUGAUGGUUCCCUAGAGGUUGUGCUUCAGUUAUGUUAAGAUCUUGUACUUUUCAGCCCCCUUAUUCCAGGAUUCAGGGGAAAAAAGCUAAACAAAUACUGUGUGCAGGAGUUAGCCCAUCCAGUCGUCUACUAGUGUAUAUAUGGAGAAGGCCUAUGACCAAGUCUCUUGGAGGAUCUUGCAGGGGGUAUGACAGGAAUAUGGAGUUCUAGGGCCAUUGAGCAAUGAGCAAUCUGGUCCCGACAAGUGUAAGAGACUGAAGGUAGACAUGUUCCUGGUGCCUUCACAAGGAUUACCCCUUUGCCAACAGUCCUGUUUCUGAUCUCAGAAGAUGUCCAGGGUGUCUGGCUUAGAGACUUCAGAAUCCAUCUCUGGUUUUUGCAAGUGUUUAUGUUGACCUUUAGUCCCUACCACUAGAGAUGCAAUUAAUAAAGCAAGAGAGAAAUGGACCAAGGGUAUUCCUCAACAGCAUCAUGAGAAGGGAGGUCCGUUUGUUAUGGCAGUCAGCUGAUUCUUCAAAUACAAUUCUCAUUUUUAUGGAUUUUAUAAAAAUGUUGUCAUCACACGGUACUAACUGACAUGCCUUAACAAGUUUUUAAGGGCAUCAGCUGUAAAGUUCAUCACUGAUGAGCGUAGCCAUUUACAGGCACUACAGCCCCAACUAGUGGUGGGUGGCUGUACUACAGCUCACACUGAAUACGACCAGAUUUUCAUGUCUUCAUGAAUGAAAGAAUUACUGAUUAUGACAGAGAAGAUGUCAGACAGUCAGGACAGACAGCCUGAGCCAGACACAAACUAGAAGUUUUGGACCUGAAGGUAUUUUUAUCAGUCAUAUUUGAAUGACACUAAAGCUUUUAUAACCUGUCUCCACUUUAUUAGCUUAUGCAAAAUACUGGAAAAAAAAUGUAAAAUAGUGGAGAUACCAUUGUCAAAAAAAAGAUGAUUGAGAGGAAUUAAAAAUAUAAAGGAGUGUAGCAGAAAUAAAAUCUGUUCCUUGAAAUAUAAAUACAUGAAAACAAUAUUUUAUCAGAUUAAAAAUAAAUCACUUUUAAUAAUCUGAAAGCUGUUUGUCAAAUGUGUAAAAAUUUUAGCCCCCCUUACAUUGGAUUACACAAAAUAUUUAAUAUAAAAACCUGUAGAGGAGCCACACAACAUUAGCUACAUCUUCAUGUGUGGCUUUUCCCUCUGAGUGAUUACUGUGUACCAAAGAGGAUCAACACACACACAGAAAAUACACACAACACACACUCUUGGAUGUCAGAUCUUGGCCGAAGGGAAGACUGUAAUCGUGUGUGUAAAAAAGUGUGUGUCUGCAGCAUGUUUGACCUAAAUAUUAUUUUUAAUCUGAAGCUGUCGAGAGAGAGAACUAAUGCUUUCUAUAAAAUGAUUUCUAGUGAUUGAAACACAUUCAAGAGAUUAUAAAAGACAGCAGCAAAUCAUAUUUGAGCGUUUUAAAACAAAUGUAGUUUAUUAAAAUAAAAUAAAGUGCUUUUGUUUUAUUAUUCUCAGAUUCUGAUAUAUAGAUAGAAAUAGAUACCAGUUAUCAUUUGUACCUCUAAUUGGUUAAAAAUAAGUGGAAAUUAAAUAAAAUGUGUCUUUUUAGAACCUUGGCUAUCUAAAAUAAGUAUCAGGGAAUUUACAGUAUUAGAUAAGAUCCAAAAUACAGACUGUACUGAGACUGAAACUCCAUCCAGCAUCCUGAUAACCUUCUGUCUAACACAAACAACUUUUCUCUGCCCUUUAAUCCAAUAAAACGGAUAAAUCCCACUGUGUGUCUCUCUACUGGAGUCCAGUCUGCCCAGUAGGAACCAGCUCAGGCUGACUCACUGCAGCACAUGCUCCAGAGACACAGGAUUAUCAAAAGCUCGCUGAGCCGAUAGAUUUGACCGGCCUCUGUGGAAUCCACGUUGUCAGUAAAUAUGAGUAAUACAGUAAAUAAUUUAUCAAAUAAAUAAUGAAUAAAAUCUGGCUGGUAUCCUGCUGGCAUGGAGAUAAAAUCCUGUGUAGUAUGAAGAGGGGAGGGGUGGGGAGGGGGUCUGUUUGGCUGUCUAGACUUCUUUGAGUCAAGCCUGGAGCAGUGCUGACUUGUCUCUAUUUGAAUUAUUUAACCUUUAUUUUCCAGAGAAAUGUUGACAUCACUGUCUGAAGUGUACACAAGGUUUUUUUUUCAGUGUUCAGGAGUUAAAUAAAAAAAUACGAAUUUAAAACAAUAAAUCCAAACAUCCUCUUUUUAUUAUUGGUUUUUAAUUUUGGCAUUUUGUGUAACCUUCUUGUAUUCUUGGUUGAAAGUAGUUCAUUGCUUCAUCAUUGACCAAUCAGAAUUGAGAAGUUGAGGGACGACGGAGAAUAAGCAGCAUAAAGAUUUUAAAAACAAGCUUAAAGGUACAGUCUGUAAAAAUAUUCCCCUUUGCAUUCCAAGUUGACAAAAACAAUUUCCAACAAGUCCAUUCUGAUAAAUGCUGCCAAAUACUGCUCAUUGCACCUUUAACAAUCUCCACUAUGAGUAAGUGCAGCAGGACAAUAUUUGUUGUAAACUAAUUAAUCAGCGUCACAUUGGCAUGUCAGUUUUGGCCGAUGAGAACUGAUAUCACAACCAGUAACAGUAAAUACCAGUGAGAAAUGAAGAGAGUAGAUGGAGAAGGGAACUGGGAGAGGAACUUAACUUUACUUUUGACUUACAAGGACAGUGCACCAUAUAACAAUACAAUAUCAAUAUUACACCUAAAAGAGGCUACAAACCACAUUAAACACUGCAAAAUUUACAAUAUAACUGCUCACUGAGUAAUAUUACAACAUAGACAGGUGAGAAAUUACAUGCAGCUUCUCAUUAGAGUUUAUAAAAAUCUGUAGAAAUCCACUCAUGGAGAAUUAACAGAGUGAUUGAUGUGCAGCAAUAUCAGUACAGCAGCUUCAAAAUCAGGUGAAUAUUAAAUAUAUUGAAUUUCGUCUAAUAUAACUUGAUUUUGUUGAUGAAUAAAAGUACCACCCCCCUUUCUUUUUCUUGAAAAUCAUAUCUUGGAUGUAACCUCUUCUUUUCUCUGAAUUUUAAAUCCCAUCUGGUAAAAUAUCUAAGCAGAUUGAGCAGGUGGAGCUCUCAAGAUUUAAAGAAAAGCGUUUCCUCCUAAAAUAUUUGCUUGACUGAUGAUGUACAACCGUCUUAAAGGAUCAGAUGGAUUUUCUUCUUCCUGGAGGACAGAUGUGACUUAUCCAGUCUGGAUGAAAAUAAGCUCUGGGUUACUUUCUCUGACAGUUUGUUUCAGUAUUUUUCUGAAUAUUCCCUCUCCUCGUCGUCGUACCUGUAUCAUAAAACUGUGAUUUGUUUAUGAUGUGAACAUUUCUCCUCCACAGGUGUUUAUCUACAGCCGCUGAAUCAGUGAUGUUUUUCUGCUGCUGAGCUCUGCUUCUCCACACAGCUUUCUGCUAAACCUCCACGCCCAGCCAAUCAAACUCCACAUUAAUUCACCAGGACUCUCUCUGUCUCUCUCUCUCUCUUUAAAGCACUCCUAUCUGGACAGGGAAACCUCUCUGAUUCUGAGAAACAUAGCAGGAAAGCCUUCACACCUGCUGACCAAGGUGACACACCAUUCAUUUCUGCACGCCACUGCUCCUCUCCUGCAUGCCUGUCACCCUGAGCGACUCUAUGCAUGAUUCAGUGUUCAUGCAUAAGGAGUCAAGAUCAAUGUGCAUGUCUUUUCUUUACUCCUCUCUCUUUCUUUGACUUUUGUUUUUAAUCAGGGACACUUUGUGUGUUGUUUGUGCGAUGCAAAGUGUGGUGACGUGUGCUGUUUACAUGCAGAAACCUGGAGUAUGAUCCUAAAGCUUUGCAGAGACUGUAACACAUAUUGUGCCUUUAGAAAACACAACAUGACAGACACUUUUUGGGUAAACUAGGCUAACCAUUAGUUUGCAACAUGAAUUUGACGCCAAUCUGAUAAAAACAGAGUUAAGUCACAUCGUCAUGAUGUGGAAUGGGUUAAAGCCUGCAAGACAGAAAUGCAGGUCCAUUUUAUAACGUAAUUAUAUAUGAAUAAAUUGAAUAAAAAGUUACUUGAUGAUUUAAUCUUGAAGAAAAAAGUAACUGAAAUUGGUUCGGCUAAUUGAUGGGGCCAAAGUCAGUUGCCUUUUUGUGUCUUAGUCCUGUAAAGCUUUGUGGAAAUUGGAUGUGAUUGUUUUUUGGGUAAAAAUACUCUGCUCUCCUGCAGAGGAGUGACACUGUCUCUGUGUCGUCAUACCCCAGCUCCUCUCUGGUUCUUGUUUUCUGGUGAAGCUUGUAAAUGUCAGAUCUGCAGCCUGAGUGCAGAGGCCAUUCUGCUUCAAGCACGAUUGGAUUUGUCUUUUUAAGAUAAAGAAAACGCAUGAUAAGAGAGGAGGCAAACUGUACCUGACACAGUGUGCACUGUUUGGGUUUACAUCUCAGCGGAGGGAAGAGUCUCACAAAGAAGCGUUCACACAUGUGCUUAUCCUCUAUUGUGUCUAUUGUGUAGAAGCAGCAGAAACAGCAAUAUGUUGGCCUUUGUUGACAAAACUCUUGUGUGAUCACGAUCUAAGACUGCUUCACCAACACUUUGUGCUUGUGGUUACAUAUUUGGGAUGAUGAAUUAAUGAUGAAGUUACUUUUUCAUAUUUUAUAAAAACUGUGUUCAGGUAAGUGUGACAAUCAACACUUUUUUGUCUGCAUCAAUCCACCAAAACUAGUAAAAAGUCCAGAAUGUGUUACCAGGUAAUGGACGACAGUUCUAAGCAUCGUUCCCGAUCAGUUUGCAACAAUUGUUUAGUUUCCCGUUCCUCUUUAUUUGCAGGUAUUGUGUACUCUUAUUUUGACUCCUCUGUGGAGCAAGCCUCUAGUGACCAUUUGAGGAACUGCAGCUUUAAGCACUUUUUGCACUGACCGUCUUUCCUUUAAACUGCCUGUCCGGGCGCCACAUAAGGCGGGAUAAGAUUUUACUUUCACAGAGUUCCACUGACCUUGUCCUUUCCAAAGGAUCUAUUAAGCCCAGUGUGUGCCGUGUGUGGUUGGCAUCACUGACCUGACAGGACAUUGCUAAGCAGCCUCGGUUUGUUGUUGACGGUCUGGAGCUGGGCCAGUUGCAAUAAUGGAGCUUAGCCGGUGAGCCUUGGGCAAGUUAACACCAAUCAAUGCAGAUAAUGGGACCAGCUAAUACUCUAAUCAUUGCUCGUGUUGUUGUUGUUGAUGUCCAGCCCAGAUCUGGAUACUGGUGUUGGGCAGGUUUUUGCAGGACUGUAGCUGCAGAGAAAAUAAACCAAGUCUUUGUAGAGCUAGACACAGUGGAGAACAUCUUAUCUUAACUGAUGGCCCCAUUUGAAGGAGAUUAAAUAGAAUUUUUCCAUUUUAACCUGGCUUUUCUUAAGCUAUACAACCUAAUGUACAUGAAUGUACAUGAAUUAGAUUGAAAAAAAACUCCAAUAUGUGGCUGUAAUGUAAGAGUUUCUGCUGCUCUUAAGCUAAAGCUGUAGUCCUCUUAAUGGCUAAGGGGAGAGUUUUAUUUUCUGUGUGUGUGUGUGUGUGUGUGUGUAUUAGAGAGUCAGUAAGGAGGCUUUAUUCUGAUUGGAUCAGGGUUGUCAUGUUUUGACUGGAUGAUGAAGCACAUAAAGCACUCUGAUUGGAUGUUAGAGGAACGGAUCAGAUCCCUGAUUAUAAUCUUCUUUGCAAAGAGGGGUGAUUCCCAGUAGCAUCAUAUAAACACACACACAAUACACAUGUACAUGGACACACACAGCAGCUGGCUGGCAAUGGGCUGUCUUAUUUGUCUGAGUAAUGUCAUCACACAGACUUACACAUCUGCUCCUCCCCGCUUCAUCGACCUGUUUCAAUUCUGCAAGGGAGAAAAAAAAAAUCCUCCUAAACCUUAGGGAGUCAAAUUAAGGUUCAGGUCAAGCUAACCCUCGCUGUUCACCUUUUGAACCCAAAUCCCAAAUCCUGUGACAGCUGAAUUUAGGUCUCUCGGACAGAUUAUGAAGCAUUCAAUAAAGAACAACAUUCUAUACAAAUUUGAUUGAAAGUUUUCAACAAGCUUUUCCAACAUGGUGUUUGGAUCGAUACAUAUAAUGAUACCAUAUGUCUGUUUUGGUCCCAUAGUGUUAUUCAGUGAUAUUAUUAUGUGGAUAAACCCAGGCUUUGUGCUGAAUAAAUGAUUGUAUUGUAUUUGUGCUGUAUAAUGAUGAUGGGCAUAAUUUCUUCAGCAUCAUGCUGUCCUACAGGAAGCAGCAGGAAAAAGAUCGAGAAAAAGAUAGCGAGACCUUGGGCCAGUCCAUUGACUGCAGUGGGGUGACGCAGCUCAAGGAAGAACAUUUAUAAUCAUUUCUUCAUGGAAAUGCAAUCAGACCGAGAUGCUAAAGCAGAAGAACUAUCACGUCUGCAGUGCAAAAUGAUUAAUAUGAUGAUUAUUACUUCAAGGAAAUGAUAAAGAAAUGAUCAUAAAUGUUCUUCCUUAAGCUGCGGCACCCUGCUUUAGUUGGAGGUCUCCAUACAAACAAGCGACUGCUGGAAGAGAGUAGGUUAGUUGUGUUUACUCUCUUUGCUCAAGAAAUUAGGGAAAGUUAAAAAGAUGUUUGGUGGCUAGUGCUAUGGCUAGGACCCUAUAUGUACUGUUGAUGAAGUUAGGUGCUGUUCUGAGCAUUAUUUGUGGCUAUAAAGGUGGCGUUUUGGUUGAGCUCUCUGUGUGGCUCUCUGUAUUGCUAUCGUGCGGUCGUUGCUAAAGUUGGUAUAACUAGAGAAGCAAGCGGUCGGCAACAUUUAUCUCUCAACAGGGUGUCUAACUCGGUGUUACGGUGUGUUUGACCCUAACUUAAUUCUACGCCGGAAUAUCCCUUUAAACAGCUGCCACCCGCCUCAGAUCCAGCUAUUACUGGUUGUGGUACCAGGCAAACAUGUCUCAUUUUCUCUUGGCUGUUCUGUCCCUGUAUUAUUCUGACUUCUCUGAAUCAUAGCAUGAAGUGCUCUGAGCUGCCAAAAAAAAAUGAAGCGAUUUUUGUGUUAAAUCAUUUUCUAGGAUUGAGUGGGAGGGGCCACAAUGGGGACUGACAUUCAAGGGAGAUUACAAGCUUCUGGGCCGGUCUAAUUCCUGCAGCAGCAAUGAGGCUGUGGAUGUAUUUAUCACUCUGCUGCACUUGCCUUCCAGGGAACAGCAGUAUGUGUGUGUGUGUGUGUGUGUAUGUGUAUGCAUGUGUGUGUGUGAAUGUAAGGGCUCUUUAUGAGGCAGUUUGCAUGCAGUAGCACAUGUGCAGUUCUGUGUCAGUGUUACACCGCCUCAGCAAUAAAUGAAACCUCCCACACACAUAUAUAUAUACGCGCACACACUCUCGUUCACACGUACACACAGCUGGCCCACUUCUGCCGCUUCUCUAUAAGCCCCCCAUCGCUCUGCUCUGCUCUGAGCCUACGGCAGCUCAGGAGGGACACAUUCCUCAUGACUUCAAAGGCAGCAGGAUCUUUCCUGGCACAGGCUAAUUUUAGUGGUUCUAUAAUGUAGGUCAAGUGAAUAUCUGUGAGACAGAGAGAAAAUGUUUACGCUGCAAGCAGGAAGUGAUGGGGAUGACAGUGGGAGGAGGCAGAGGAAAUGUCCUUUUGUCUGUGAUUGGAUGUGCGAGAAGAAAAAAUGCAGAGAAAACAUGCAUAUUCAAUCUGAGUCGACUAAUUUAUCAUGAAGUGGAGGAGCUUGAGGUCUAGAUUUAGGAUUAAUGGAUUAUCAUAAACAAAUUGCUUCAGGUUUUCUGAAUGGGAACAGGAUUUUCCGCAGAAAUUAAACCCUUUGAAAAUGUUCCCAAUUAUUUAAUUAACCUUAUUAUUUAUCAAUCCUUAGUUUACAUUGCUGAACUUAAAGUACAUGUUUCAGUGGUGGUCACUGGUGGAGUACCUUGCAGUAAUAAUUUGUUGAAGUGUGAUGAUGAUGAUGAUGAUGAUGUUGGUUAGGUUGAAGGCAGGAGAUGAGGGGGACCAUAAUGAUUGUGAAGGCUGUGGUGAUGAUGAUGAUGAAGAUGAUAACUGACACACUUCAGCCAAAUGCAGCUUCAGGCAUCUGAUAUUCUCCUGAUAAUUACAAAAUCAAGCUCAACCAAAUUUUAAUGCAGACUGACAUGACGUGUAGACCGAAGUGUCAGUUACUAUUAAAAUGAUAAUUCACUGUGACUGUUUAACAUUCCCUGGCUGUAAACAGUUGUUUAAAUUUGGUCCUUUCAGCCACAGUAACUCAAAUAAAACAACACACUUGGAUAGUUUAUUACAUUACACAUGACACUUUGUCAGAUUUAAUAUUUUUUUAUCGGCUGCAUAUUAUUUUUAGCUGUACUUAAAUUAAAAAACAUUUAAUCAAGUACAAUAUCUACUUAAUUUAACUCCUGUUGUAUUUAUGUAUUGCUAUACAAUAUGAUUUUUGAUUUUGAUUUGAUUUGAUUUUUUGCCUAAUUUAAAAGAGUACAACAUAAAACAUGAUAGGUAAUAAUGAAAUGGUGCAUGAAGAGGCAAAAAAGCCACGAUGGGCAUAUUUGAAGCCUCCACCUUAUAAUAGCCUGAUAUUAAUAUUACAAUUGAAUGUACAAAAGCACAAGAUAACGUGAAAAAAAUUGAUAAAAUUAUAGUGACUGACAACAACAAUAUAGACAAUACAAUAUAAUGUGUACAAAACAAUGUGAUGCAAUACAAUCCAGUGCAAUACAAUAUAAUAUGAUACAAUGUUAAGAUACAAUACGAUAGUUUACAUUGCAAUUCGAUACAUUAUGAAACAAUAUGAAGCAAUGUGAUACAAUAUGAUAUGAUAUACUGUGAUACAUUGGAAUACAAAAAAAAAGCAUUUUGAUAGUAUUUGGUACAUUAUGAUACAGUAUGAUAUGAUGCAACACAAGAUGAAACAAUGUGAUAUAAUGCAGUGCAACUCAAUUUGAUAUAUACACUGUGAUAACAUACGAUAUGAUGGGAUACAACAGGAUACCAUACAAUAGUAUUCAUUGAGAUUUGAAAUAAUUCAAUUCAAUUUGAUUGAAUUAAUAAACAAUAAAAGUAAAAAUGAAAAAUGAACAUCACCAUGUUACAGUGCAGCAUGUUUCUACUACAAACAAUAUAAGAGAAAAGCAAGGAUGUGAUGGAUAAAGGGGUUUAUAGUGAAAACAAAGGGCCGUAUUAGAGCUCGAUAUGUAACAAUGACCCAAAAUGUAAUAAAAAGAAACUUGUAUUAAACCUGAAAUGUAAUAUCUAGUCGAUAAUGUAACAACUUUCUUUCCUGAAAUAUAGUAACUUGUUACAUUUCAGGAAAGAAAGUACUUUAUGGGUUUUAUUACAUCAUUUAUAAUGUCAACACAGCUACAUUAUAGACAAAUUAUUACAUUUUGGGCUUUAUUACUUUUUUUUUUUUAAUAACAUUUUGUGUCAUUGUUACAUACUGGGCUCAAACAAGCCCUUCUGCCAUUUGUAAUAAUUUGUCCCUGAGGACAGCUGUUGUUUUACAAACAUAAAGUAUUUGUUGCUAUGGGAGUAAAAUCCACAUCGCAGUAAUUUUAGCUUGAGUUAAUCCUCUUUUUCAACCUUUAAUUCAGUUUUUAACCCCAACUAAAAAAACAUAUUCUCCACGUUAUGAAGCUGUUUAAGAGCUUAUGCCGCUGCUUAGUGAAUGGGGUCUUGUGUUAAUGUGUGAGUGUGUGAGGGAGAGUACUUGAGGGGGGUUUUGGGGGGAUGUCAAUAAGCAGAUUGGCUGCUAAUCUCCUCUUCCUCCUCCCUCAUCAUCUUCAUCCCUUUCUGCCCUUUCGCUCGCGCACAAUAUGGAUCCUCUCGCGUGUGUUUGGGGGGAAAAGUAGAGCGCAGACAGAAGUCCAGACAUUCAUGUGAGGUGAAGAUCCUCUGAAAAAUCGACCAGCAUACAAAUAAGCACAAGAGGCGGAGAAACGGAGGCAAGGAGGGAGUUAAAAAGGAGUGAAAUGAGGACAAAAUGCAACUAGAUGAGAAAAGAAGAAUCAGAUAAGAGAACUGCAAAGGCAAGGAGGAACGGAGGGACUGCGAGGAGGGGGCAUAUGAGCGCUUGAGAUAAAGAGAUCAGAGCCUCUGCAUGGAAGUUGGCACAGCUACGACGCCCCUCCCCCACUGCCACCCCAUCCAUCCCUACCUCCCUCUCUUUCUCUCUCUCUCUCUCUCUCUCUUCCUCUCAUUCCCUCAGUCUCGCUCAUCUGGGGAGGAUGUGACAGGACAAGGUAGCAUCACUCAGCUUGAUUUGACAGCUAGACUCAGACUGCACCAGUCCGUCCCGAUAUCUGGCAUUCAGCCGGACAAAACAGGAGUCAGUUGAUCUGUUGAUUUAGCCGAUAGCUGGAUUAGCCAACCUGCAGCUCAGUCAGGAUGUAAACUGCAUGUGAAAGAGAGAGAGCUCCUGCAACAUUUUUGUUAACUUUUGCUCCUUUUUUACGCUCUUAAUUUGCUCGCAGGUUUUAUAUUUGUAGCUGGAAUUAAGACUCUUUCUGCUCCUCUAGCCACCUUCUGCUGCUUCUGAUCACCUCCGCUUCAUCUUAUUUUGGAGAUUGCAGAUACGAAGACUGGACUUCUUCUCUUCGAAUUCCUCCGCUGCAGCUGCAGAGAAGCAGCAGCCCUGCCUCUUGUUUGUGUCUGUUUGGGAAAUUUGGAUAAUCUAACUUUAGGGGGGACAAUAACUACAUGCGAACAUGUAGAGUACGAGCGUUAAUCCAAUCUCGGCUUUUAUCGGCUGCCAAAUUAAUCUGGACAUAAUGAUGAUAAUGAAGAGGAGGAGGAGGAGAAGCAGGUUUUGCACUGCCAACCAGACAUGUCCGAUGAUUCUUCAGAGUUUGGGCUCCUUGGAAAGUGCACCUGUGUCUUGUUGGGACUAACCUCGGGCUGCUGUUUUGAUUCCUUCUUCACUCUUGCAGAAAAUGGUUUGCACUUAAGACAGCCUGCGAAACUGGGCUAAUCUGACUGCGAAUACACAGACAAUUUCCUGAUAUAAACCUGGAUUUCCUGGACUUCAAAUACUGGAUUUUGUGCUUUUAUUUGAUGCAAAGCAGACACUAAAGUGUUGGUUGAUCACCUGAAAUAAAUAAACCAUGAAUUCCUGUUGGAAGGGUCAGGUAGGAACAGAUUAUAAUGAGUUUACCUGACCUUAAUACGGAUUGACAGCGCGUGCUGCAGAAAUGUGUCUGUCCAUGCUAUUAGAUUUGCAUUGACUCAUCAUAAUGCAUGCUUUUUGUUGCCCUUGUCGAUGCGUGUGUGUGUGCGUGCGCAUGUGUGUGUGCAGGAGGAGCAGGCUGCCAAGCUGAAGGCAGAGAACAUCCGAGUCGCCCUGGAGAAGAUCAAAGAAGCCCAGGUGAAAAAGGUGAGUCCGGUUCACACAAACACACACAUGAGGACAGAGAGAUUAUGCAGCAACAUUUGUGUAUAUGUGUGUGUGUGUGUGUGUGUGUGUGUGUGUGUUUUAUAGUUUUGUGCAUCUUAACUGUGUGCAUGUGCCAGUCAGAGUCUGGCACGUGUCCAACGGACUCUGUUUUCUGGGUCAGGUCAGUGUUACUCCACGUUGAAAAGCCGUGGUCAAUAACAGCUGGGGUCAACACACGCAUACGUGCACGCGCGCACACUCGCACACACACACAGCACUUAGUAUAAUGACCAUAGCAAGUUAAGUCCCAAUCUCACGGAGCAGAGAGAGAGAGAGUGGAUUACCAACCUGGAUUACCACACAGAAACACAACUCCUGCUACCUGUCAUUGUUUAUCAGUCGAUGGUGCACGGAUCCAUCUUUACCUCGUCUAACUCUGGUGCAAAAACACGAACACAUUAAUGAACAUUGAGGGGAUUUCUGCAAAAGAAAGCCCCAUGGAAAGAAAAGUUUUUGUGUCACUGUCUUCAGACCUUGUUUGUGCAAAUAACACGAGGAGUAUUUGGGAUUGAUCGGUUGCAAGAGAGUGAAAUUUUAAGGGAAAUGCUGCAUAAACUCAAAAGCACAAAGGGACAUUUUUAACACUUUAAGAGGAGCAAAGAACGGACAUGACAUGAUAGCAACUUUAAUUGGGAAUCAAGUUUUCCGUUCCAUAACAAGGUCCAGUUAAAAAAAUCAGUAUUUUCAUGAGAAAAAACACUGUGCAAAAACAUUUAUAAAGUUUUUGAAUCUGAUUACAGUUUUCCAUGUUUUAAAAAAUGAACUGUUCCCAAGAUCACAAUAGCUGCCAUGAUAAAGUUUGGGUGAUAUAUAUUCCUGAUAAAUGCAAAUCAACUCUGAGAGCAUGAAACAGUUCUUGCUGUUGCUGCAUGUGGCUGAUAGAGCUUAGGUCAGGGGAAAGAGCUGUUUUUUUCAGUAGGUUUGUUGCAUAAAAGAAGUUAAUUUAGCACCAAAUGUAUCCUAUUAAACUUGUAAAUAAAACCAAAACACUUGUUACCUAAAGGAUGUAUUCCAGCCUCUGCAGGUUCUUUGUGAAAAUGUGAAGUUUGUGGAAGUUUGUUGCAGGUUUUGCAGCCACAGAAGUCCAAAUCUUUUGUGUGUGUGAAUGUGUUUUGAUAUUGCAACAAUUCUAUGCAAAUGAACACAUUCAUAUCGCACACUCAGUAUGCAUAUGAAUAAAAGAUGUUAUACAUAAGAAGCUCUAAGCUCUCAAAGCGGAGUGUGUAUGUGAUGCAAUGCCUUGAAGCAACAAGGUUUCGUCACUCGUUUGAAGAGAAAAUACACAAAAACUGUCACCUGCAGAGCUGUGUUGUUGUCGGAGAUUAGUCUGUGAACACAAGGGGAAAAAAAGAGGUUUCAAACCAGACGAGAAUGAUGCAUGAUGGUUUCUUUCUCUCUUUGUAGCUGGUGAUUCGUGUUCAUUUGUCAGACGAGAGCUCAAAGACGAUGAUGGUGGAUGAGAGACAGACCGUCAGACAGGUAUGAGUCUGGUUUAAAUCAGAACUUCUGUCAUUUGUAGCAGUUUAAAUGAUAAUAUAUAAGUAAAAGUCAUAAAAAUGAACAAUCAGAAGCUGUUAGCAGUGACUAAACUUUAUAGUUAACAGCAAUUAACUGUAUUUUAUAUCUUACCUGGAGAAUCUCAGUCAGUUGGUGUUGAUAUCAGUGCUUGAACCUUUAGAGUUGGUAUCGCUGAACGCAUAUUAGCUAAGUACUAACCAAAAAGGCUUUUGUUUACAAUACAGUUUUAAAAUCUGCUUUAGUAUUAUUUAAUGUAACAUACUGACUCGCUGUAAAACUCUCUCACAGCCUGAUUUAGGCAGCUUUCAGGUGAUAUUCAGGGGCUUAUCAAUCCCCGUCAGAAGAGAUCAGAGUAUUCAGACACUGUACAGAUCUGAUUCCUCUAACACUAAAAUUUAAUGUGUUUUUUUGGAGGCUGCCAUAAUUUUAUAGUCUGUUGUCCAUCAGAGGCUGUAUCUGGAAUCAGUUGACCUUUAAAAGUCCAAUCAGAAGCCAGGAUCUCCCAUCUCAGCAGAGCAGUGAAGAGGAUAAAACUUUUGAGAUUUGUUGCUGACACAGGAAACCUGUUUAGGAGCUCCACACAGAAAGAGAAAAGAGCUGAAAAGGGAGCUGGACGAAUAAGCUCUGGAUAGGAAUAAGGAACUAUAGUAUUCUUAUCAUCAUUGCAAAACUCUGUAAGUGCAGUGUUCAUCUCACAGUGCUGCGUGUUUUGUUCAGGUUUUGGACAGUUUGCUGGAGAAAUCUCACUGUGGUUACAGUCCAGACUGGUCUCUGGUGGAGACUAUCAAUGAGCUGCAGAUGGGUGAGUACACACACACACACACGCACACACACACAUAUAGAAAAACACACAGGGCCUUUCCAAAAGAGUCGCCUGCACCCUCUUCCUACACAUCCCCAAGCUGUUUACACACGAUCACAGUCUGCCACAUUAAAUGCCGUCCAAACCCUCGGAGUGUGGAGUAAUAGUGGGUUGUUUUACACUCCAACAGCGAGCAUGGAAACCAUUAAUCAUUCGUUAUGGGACACGCUCCAAAAAUGAAAAAAUCCAUGUUGUAACCCACAUGGUCGGAAACGGCUAAACUGACAAAAAUGACACAAUAAGGAAGAUGUAAAAAUGAAAGAGUUUAUUCAGGAUCUAGAAAAAAAUAAUCCCUUUUUUAUAAAAAUACAUUAUACCAUAAUGUUUUAAUGGGACAACUAAAAACAUCAUUAAUUGUAUAAUGUAUUGUACUUGAAGGACUAAAACCCUUUAAAGCCACGGAGAGAAAGGUGCUUAAGGUGUCAGUACUCCCGGCAGUCUAAACCUAUAGAAGCAUGACUAAAUCUUGAACCAGCUCUAACCUCACAGGCUUUAUACAAAAGAAAGUUUUGAGUCACUCUUAAAGGUAGAGAGGGUGUCUGCCCCCAAUAGAGGGGCACAUCACUCCUGUCCUUAGCUCCCUUCAUUGGCUUCCUGUCUCUUUUAGGAUUGAUUUUAAAUUGUCACUGGGGUGAUCGAGCCUUUUCAUUUGCUGGUCCCAAGCUCUGGAAUAAGCUCCCCAUCGAAAUGAGACUCAUUUCCGACCUGGGCCUUUUCAAAUCCGGAUUAAAAACGUAUUUAUUUAUGAUGGCCUAUAAUACCCAGUAGAAUGGUGACACUUUAUUUUAUUGCAUUGUAUCUUAAAUAACUCCAGAUCGUGAACACUAAACUAAAAAUAUCAUGUACAAGAAAGAAAUGUUUCUAAAGAGUAUUUCUCAGACUGAGAAGAGAUUUCAGUGAGUUACAUAAACUUCUUCUUAUUUAGGUGUAAUGUAACCAUGGUUACACAAAGUUUCUGCUUGCAUCUGACUAAUCGCUCCAUCUUGACUGUUAUUCAGCUGUGAGUGUGACCUUAGAGAAGCAGAGAGGGACAGAUCUGAGAAAGGACUUCAUACACACUUAAAAAUGCUCAUACACAAAUUUUUAGCUGCAGCUUUUUGUACAAAGAGAUUAUAAAGUGGAGAUGUAUUAUUAAAGUGUUCUGCAUUCAACAAAAAAGUGAUGCACAGAGAUUUAUACCUCUGGUGUGGAGUGAGCUGAGGUUAAUGUAAAAGAAAGAGCAUAUUUAAGCUGGUUCGGUUAAAUAUUUAUAUCUUUUGGAUGUACAACUGGAUUAGCACGCUUUGGAAAAGAGAGCUCAAAAUCCUGCAGAGCCUCCAGUCCUCAUCUUGAUGGGUUUAGUGGUCUUGGAUGUUUUGUAGCAACAAAUUUCAGUCCCUUUAAGAUCUCAGAUUGCACAGCUUUAUAAGUUGUGUAACCUUGUCUGGAUUUCCAGGUGUGUGCGUGUUAACUGUGUGUAUUCGUAUUCAGUGUUCAGUAACAUCGUGCCCAACAGUGAGUAUCAGGCUGCACAGAUAUUCAGCAACAGAGAUAUGAGCGUGUACAAACAUCCCUCGGGGCUGUCACGAUGUGUGUAUAAGCUAGCACACACUGUACUCGGAGCUUCACCAUGCUUAACACUCUUUGACACACACACAUAAACACGCACAGUCUUUAUGUAGGUCCGGUGUAGUGAAGCGUGUGAUCUAACCUACAUCUUCAGGGCUGAACAGACAGUCAGCAGCGUUAUGAAAGAGAGAGAGAGGGUAAAGUGAUGCUCGUUCGUCCAUGUUCAAACAAACCUAAACUUGUCCUUGUCCGCGGAAAUCUGCUCCACGUGUCUCUAAAAAAGCUUGGCUGAAGGCCAGAACUUGGCUCCAGGAAAAGUUUUAACUGAAUUUGUGAGAAUUAAGAGAGUAAGUGGAGUCUGAGAGACAGCACCCUUGGCACGCACGCAUUAACACACACCAGCAGCACCCUGCUGAGAGCCUUCAGCAGGAGACUGGCUCUCUGUCAGAUAAUGACCUCCGACCUGUCACUGGUAACCCAAGAGGAAACGAAUAGUCGAACAUGCACUAAAAUUAUAUCAUAACUAUCGCUCAGAAGCGUCCAGGGCAGAGGUAGCUUACACAUCUGUGUAGACUCCAUUAAUGCUGAACUAUAUAUACAGGCUUAGGGAAUAGGGAUGCACCGAUCCGAUAUUUGGAUAUCGGCUCCAAUAUCGACAAAUUAACUGGAUCGGAUAUCUGAUCAAUGACGCCAAUCCAGCGUUCCGGUCCAGUCUUUUUUUUUCUUUUAAUAAUGCUGCAUUGGAGUUACCUCGGAAGUCAGAAGAGUUCUUAGCAUUUCAGUUACCAAGUCGGAAAAAAGCAAAAUCAGAGGCGGAAACAAGAUGGCUACAUCUACGAAAAUUUAUUAUAGCGCUUGUCUUUGCUUAUAUUCAGACAAGGCAAGCGCUAAAAUAACUUUGGUAGAUGUAGCCAUCUUGUUUCUUCCUUCGAUUUAGCUUUUUUUUGACUUGGUAACUAAAACGCUGGUAACUCGGGUGUGACGUCAUUCCAAGCUCAGACUUCUGACUUCUGAGGUAACUUAAACGCAGCAUUAAUAUCAUACACAGCAACACAGCGAUUCUGUUCACUCUAUAUUCUAUGCCUGUCUCUCCUUUUGCACUAAAUGUUUACAUGGAAGUCUUACUUCUUUUUGCUGUGUGCUAAUGUGCAAUUUGUUAUUUGUUAAUAAAUAAUAUUAAGUAAAUUUUCAUCUGUGUUAAUUUGUUACCUUUUUUUAACAAGGCUAAAGUAAAGCCUGAUGCCUUCAGUCCCAGGGAAAGGUUUACAGUUCAUUCAUUCAACAGUAGUAUUGGAUCGGCGUCAGAUAUUGGCCGAUAUGCUCAGCCCAGGUAUCGGUAUCGGAUUGGAUCGGAAAAAAAUGGACCUCUGCAUCUCUAAUAGGGAUAACAUAUGCUGACAUUCAGACUAUGACUUUUUCAGGGAAGACUUUCAUAUUUCAGCAAAACAAUGAUAAACUACUUUCUGCACAUAUUACAACAGCAUGGAUUUGUUGUAGAAGAGUAACAACAAAGGAGACCAGACAGUGUUGAGCAGCUGAAAUCUGUAUCAGACAUUUUUAUUUGAGUAUAUCAGGGACACUUCUGUUGUUCAGGUCAGUUGUCAUCCAAAUUUCAAAGUGGGUCAAAGCAAACACGGUUUUGUCCAGUUUGGUCCUCAGAGAAAAAUGUGUGAAAGGACUAUAAAGAGGCCACGCUGAAAGACCCACAGUUUGAAAAGAGAGGAACGAGGGCAGCAGAUUGCCAUGAGCCAUGUCGCCUCUAUAGAGCAGAGUUAUUAGAGGGACAGUCCCCUGCAGUUACAGUGUUUUCAUUUCCAAGUUCACUCAAAAAGGAGUUUGUCAUUGAAAAUCACUGCAGCAAAACAACAUUAAAUUAGCUUUAGCUUUUGUUGAAUCAGAGGCUGAUUUUGUUGGGAAAGUUUACUUGAAGAUUUGGGAAGUUUUUUGCAAAAGUUGGGCUGCGUUUAAUUUCUGUAGUUUGAACCAUUAAGGAGAUUUAUGGUUAAUAACAUCAAAUAUCAGACUGCAGCAACUAACAGCUCAGCUAUUCAGGCAGAUAAUUGGUAGAUUUAAAAAUUACUUUCUUUUUUUGCAUCUUUACCCCUCAAGAACAAUAAACAAUUUGUUUUUUUGGCAAAAUGAGGAAUUUUGGGACACUAUCUCAGGCUUUGGAUAACAUCUCUUAAUAUUAUUGAGCACUUUUUGACAGCUGAACAACUACUGACACACAAAAUUUAUACUGACUUUGUCUUCUCAUCUUGAUCAGAAGACAUGCAGAGACAAAUUGGAUAAAUGUUUUUAAAGCCAAGGUCUCUGUUAGGCAACAAAUGUUAGUUUCUGUGCAAAAAACUUCAGACUCUAUACAUUUUCUGCCUUUUUUGUGGUGCAUAAAUUCACUAAACUUAAAGAGAAAUAUCUCAUUCUCCCCGUGCAGAGCGGAUCUUCGAGGAUCAUGAGAACCUGGUGGAAAACCUCCUGAACUGGACCAGAGACAGCCAGAACCGCCUGAUGUUCACUGAACGCAUCGAGAAGUACGCUGUGUUCAAAAACCCACAGGUGAGAAUCAAAACCUUCACCUUUCAACACAAUGAUGACAGAUUUUACUCAAUUUUUCACGUUUUUCUAUCUUCUUCCUCCUCCAUUUGCUACAGAACUAUUUGCUAGGGCGGAAGGAGACAUGCGAGAUGGCUGAGAGAAACAAAGAGGCUCUUUUAGAGGUUAGUUUUCUCCUCUGCACACAGCUCCUCUCUCAAAAGCAUUCUUCCGCCAAACAGCUUCAAAUUUUAAUGUCUUCUGUCUGAUUCUUGCAUCAACUACCACACUGGAUGCAUGUGAAUGUGAUACUUUCAGGUUGACUUUUCAUGGACAAAACGUCUUAAACUUUGGCCUUUAAAGCAGCGAGUCGCAUGAGAAUCAGAGGAGGUGCAGUUUAACUUUACAGAUGUUUAUAUCUUUGGGUUUAAGCUUGUUUCUUAAAACCUAAUAAAGCUGUAGGGGUGAGCCACUCAGAGUUGAUAAUAUGAACCCACACUCCUGCACAUGCUUCAGGUCAAAAAACAUAUAAUUCAGUAAGUAUUUAUACCUACUGCCACAUUUUCUCCUCUUGUAAAGUCAAAAAUAAAGCAGUAAAUUUCAGGGUUAUUUGUGUUUAAGACAAAAAUAUACUACUACUAUUUUUAAAGAAGUAUUUUAAUGUUGAGUAUGAGCAUUAAAAUAACCCAGAGGAGUUUUUGUAGCUUUGUCAGUCCUUACUCCGACUCAGUUAACAUUUCCACCUUGAGAAGAAUAUUUUAAGUAAAUAUUUUUUCCUGGACUUCUUCUGUUUUUUUGUUUUUUUUUAAAUAUGGUGAUAUUGGUUUGAAUAACAAAAAGUAAGCACAUUAAAUUUUAUCAACUUAUUUCCCCAGUCUUUUACAAUACAUUAAUUUAUCCACUUUUCAUUUUACAUACACUGUCAUCUUUUUUUUUUCUUUUUGCAAAUUGAAAGGUUUGAUAACAAAUAAAUAAAAAUGUCUCAGUUGUGAAACUGUGUGUGUCUUUAUGUUUCAGGAGUGUUUUGGCGGCAGCUCUGUGUCCGUUCCCGAGAUGGAGGGAGUUUUGUGGCUGAAGGAGGAUGGGAAGAAAUCAUGGAAGAAGCGCUACUUCCUGCUAAGAGCUUCUGGUGUUUACUAUGUCCCCAAAGGAAAGGCUAAGGUGUGCAGAGAUAAUAACAUUUCUUUAUUCUAUCAUAGUAAUGUGACUUAAAAAAUAAACAUAAAAAUGAGCUGUAUGUGUGUGUUUUCAGGCAUCCAGGGACCUGGUGUGUUUCCUCCAGCUGGAUCAUGUUAACGUCUAUCUGGGUCAGGACUACAAGAGCAAGUACAAGGCUCCUACAGAUUACUGCAUGGUGCUAAAGGUACACUACCAUCUUUACUCAUACAUAUUAAAGAGGUGAUAAAGAGGUCCGGGAUAUUAUACUAAGUCAGGUUCAAGCAGUCAUAGUCCUGCAGUGCCACCUGGUGGUGUGGCAGAGUCAUGAUAUCCACAGGAUUCCUUGAGUUGGUUUGCAUUCUGCAGAUCCCUGGAUAAUUUAAUGCACUGGGGUGUACUAUCAAGAAUAUCAGAGCACUGCAGUGUGCAAGACCUCUUUUUCUGAGUCACUCUGCAUGGACUUAGCACCUUUUCUCCUCUGCGGUUUGGUGUGACAAGAGUGUUCUAACUACACAACCUUGGAAAUCUACAUUUUGGGGGCAAAGACAGCUCAAAUUUUGCAUUACUUCGAAGACACAAUGCAGCAGGAUCUAGAAAUGAAACAAAUCCUGUUUUUAAUCAGUUUUUAAGUAUAUGUGUUUUAUUUUUUAAUCAAGGGUUAGUGAGAUUAAUACUGCACACAACAGACAGCAGGGAUCAUUAGAGACACAAUAGUCUUUUUUUUACUAAAAACAAGGAAUAUACGAUAUGAAUGGCAAGGCUGAGUUCAUUGUAAAAUUUAAUUGAUUGGUCUAAUUGCUCAGACUUUUAUCAGGAAUCAGUGAAGUACAGUAAUCUGAUUUAAAAACAAACGUCAUGCACAGAAACCUUGCACAGUGCAUGAGUUAAAUGCAUUUGCUUUGAGUCCAAUUCAAUUAUUUUCUAUCCAACACAAAAUAUUCACAGUACGAAGAAAAUUGUCAUCAGCGUCUCGUUGUUGCUUUUGUUAUUUGAUCAUAUAAAACAAUUAACUAAGAAUAACAUAUAGGAUUUUAACAAUAGAUGAACUGGCAUGAACAUUUCAUCACUUUUUUAUAAUUUCUUUAUUAUUUAUGUUUUUUAAUCAGCUUCAUGAGUACAGAGAUGAGUCAAUGUCCUAUAUUUCUAAACGCCUCUAUUACUGUCCUCAUCUACUGUGGUCGUUUGUUAGGUUUUUGUCUCACUGUUGUUUGGAUUCAAAGUCACUGGCGGACUUAUUUGCACAAGAUUUCACUCAAUGCUGUCAAAUAAGAAUGUAAAAUCUCAAUAAAGAAGCCAGGGCAUUAAACCUACUUUUACAAUAAAGAGGCAGAGUAGGGUAUAAUUUGGUUAAUAUACCAAUGCUUUGGUGUUCCAACAGUUGUUACAGGUCUAAAUUUAGCCACAAGGUAUCCUGCAGAGUAUAAAGAAAUCUGUGUGUGUGUUUCUAUAAAUAGCACCCUCAGAUCCAGAAGAAGUCUCAGUACAUAAAGUACCUCUGCUGUGACGAUGUCAGAACGCUCCAGCAGUGGAUCAACAGUAUCCGAAUCGCCAAGGUAAAAACUUCAAACUGUUUUCAUGACUUUCUUGAGUCUGUUUCUGCAAAAAAAGUGACAUUAACUUAUUAGUUCCCAGACUGUACUAAAUGUUCAUCUGCCAAUACCUUUGUUUCUGUUUUACCAUCAGUAUGGGAAGCAGCUGUACAUCAACUACCAAGAAGCGAUGAGGAGGACAGAGGCGGCCUAUGAUUGGUCCUCACUCUCAUCCUCAUCCAUCAAGUCAGGAUCGAGCUCCUCCAGCCUUCCAGGUCUGAAAAAAAUCAAUUUUUCUAUACCAGUCACUUCCAUUCAUAGGUACAAGAAAUUAAGAAAGCUAACUUAUUUUUGUCCUUAUACCUGCAGAGUCCCAGUCCAACCACUCCAGCCAAUCAGACAGCGGCGUAUCAGAGCUGACAUCAUCAGGCCACACCCGCUCUCAGAGUGUCGUCAGCUCCAUCUUCUCUGACGCCUGGAGAAGAGGAACACAGGGAGAGGUAUGAACACACUCCUCCAAACAAUCACUGUCCAAUUAUUCUCUGUCAUUUCAUGUCUCAUUUUUGGACUACAAUUCCCAUAAUUCCCCUCUGCUUCCCUGCCAGCGGUCAAUGGUGAAGGGACGUAUGCCUGUUCCUCUUUGUGUAGGAGGAGAAGGAGGAGGAGGGAGUGGAGGUUAGACAGGAUGUCAAGUAACUGGCAUGUUAACGGUGUGGCUUAAAACCUUUUAACUGUUUGUGUUGAUUUGGACUGACCUUUGUUAAAAACUGUUUGCUUUGAGUUUUAAAAGAUACUGUAACCAGCAAGUGUAGCUCGGGGUCGGGAUUGAUAUCAUGACACCUUAACACAAUUUUUGAAGAUUAAUUUGGAAUUUAUUGUGCCUCUAAUGAGAGGUGAGAACAGGUCUGGAUAGAACUGUAAACACUAGAAGAGAGAGUGUGCGGCUUGUUAUGGACACCCUGCUUUCAGUUUUGUGGAUUGGUGUUUGACAGAGUGUGACACAGCAAUAAGACUCCGAUUUAAAAGGUAACUGGACUUGGUCGCAACAAAUGGUUUCUUAGCUUGUCCGAGGACAAUGGUUCCGUACAAUUUCUUGAAUUACCUUGAAGCCGUACAUUUCAGAGAGUUUGCUGUCUUUAUCAAAAAGUUGAAGGUUCACUCCCAAGUUCUGUUGUCUACACACCAAAGUGUACUUAACCCCAAACCGUCCCCGGUGCUGUUGUGUGAAUGGGAUUGUUAAAGACUAACGGGGGUGUUACGUAGCAGCCUCUACCGACAUUCAGUGUUAAGGUGUUGUAAAGUGGCAAAGGUGGCGAGUAAUAAAAAAGUUCACUGAGGGUUAGAAAACUGGAGGAAGCACAAUAAAAACAUAGGCUGUGUACCAUUUACCUUUUAGGUGUUCUUUACAGACAGCAUCCUGUGGAUUAAUAAUGGCGUGCAGUUAGUCAUUAAUGUUUCCACUUUAAGAUGGACAGGAGUGUGCUAGUUUGCUGUUUGAAUCCUUGCAUCGUGUUUUUGAUUGUUUCAGAAUGAAAACAGUAAAGUUGUGGUUUUUUUCUCUCUUUUGUCUCCUUCCUUACCCUUCUUUCCUACCUCUGUGCUUCCUCUCUUCCUUUGUUCCUCUCUUGUCUCUUCUUACUUCCCUCCAGAUGAUGAGGAUCGACCCUAUCAGUAGACCCAUCCCUCUCCAGAUACCCUCACUCCCCCAACAGACGCUUCCUCACUCUCAGCCUCAGACUCCACCCUCCAGGACUAGCUACACCGACAGCCUUGUCCAGUCUGACGACUCCUCUCCAUCACCACCCUCACCUCCUCCACCGCCGCCACCUCCUGUUGCGACUGUAACUCAUCAGGCAGCACCUACCUCCUCAUAUGUGAAGUACAGCACGCUGGCUCGCCUUCAGAACCAGAACCAACCCAGGACACAGCCAGUAGACGCUGCCCAAGUUCCCCUUCCCAACCAGACUACAAAACCCAACUACAAUACUCUUCCAGCUACCUACCACACCCAAACCACAUUACCCCCAUCUCCUCCACCUCCACCUCCUCCAACAGCACCAGCUCCUGGAUCAGCAAUGGCAGCACUGAAAUAUGGUGCAACAAGCCCCUCUUGUCUCCCACCGCCACCUCUGGAGGAGGACCUACAGGAGCCUUCUUACCUUCCACCACCUCCUCCUGAGAGCCUUGAGACCAAUGGAUUGCCUCCUCCACCGCCUCCUGAGCUCCUGAACUCCUGCCCCCAACUCUCCAACAGUGGCCUCCAGCAGUUUCUGUCGCAGAAGUUUCCAAACAUGGUGUACGACUUUACCCCAGGAGCGGCUGAUGAUAAUUCCCCUCCUGCACCUCCACCCGAACUUUCUCCUCCUCCUUCCCUUCAAGCUCUACGACCUGUGUCUCCAAAUGCACCCCCGCCUGCACCUCCCAAAACCUUCACAGGCGGUUUCCCCCCUCAAACUGCUCCCAAACCCUCAGGCCCAUCUUCCCUUCCUAUUGCUCUAUCACCUGUUUCACCAACGCAGCCCCAAAGUGGCCAUGGACCAUUUAAAAAGCAGCAAAGCUUCUCAACGGGACAUUCCCCAAAUCAGCCACCUCCCACCCUGCCAAAGCAGCACAGCCUCUCUUCCAAAAACCUUGCCAUCUCCCCCUCUUCCUCCUCUUCCUCGGUCUCCAUUGCUGCUGCUACCUCCUCUUUAGUCAAACAGAUUGUCAAUCAGUUCCCAGGAAACUCAACUCCUUUACCCACCUCCAACUCUGCAGAAGGCUCCAAGAUUAACACUCCCCAAUCUCCUCCAGCGGUCAAGGCCAAACCAAAAUGGCAGCCAGGAGGAGUAAUGGCUCCACAGUCACCCGAAUUCCCCCCACCUCCUCCAGAGAACUCAGGAGGAGAAUUUCCUCCACCACCUUCAGCUUCCAACAAGACAGGCUCGCCAAUAAAGAAGUCACCUUCUUCCUCAUCCACAGGAUCCACCAAGCGAGGUCCUCCACCAGCUCCACAAAGAGCUUCCUCAAUUAAGUCCAACUCAGGCGAGACCCAGGAUGAGAGGCCAAAGAAGGUGGAGAGCCUUGUCAGUAAAUUUGGACAAGCCCCCCAAACCGCAAGUUCAUCUAGCUCCUCAUCAGUGACCGGAUCUCCUUCAAAAGAUCCUUCUAACCUCCCCGCUCCGCUCCCCAAACCAGGGAAACUAAACUUGGCAAAUCUUCCGCUGGCACUCCAGGGUCUGCAAACAGGCCAACACCAACAACCUGAGUUCCCGUCCCCACCUCCCCCGCCUCCCCCAUCCAACACUCAUCAUCUUGACUCACCUGACUACUUCCCACCUCCCCCAAGUGACUUUGAGCUGUUCCCUCCACCUCCCCACCCAUCAGAGUUCCACCACCCGCCAAAGGUUGCCGUGGUGAACCCCCAGCCUCAAAUGCAGCCGCCCCAACAGGUUGUGUCCCCCUCUGUGUCUUCGUCAUCAUGGAAGCAAAGCUCGCUGAAAAAGGGGGCAGUCCCUCCCCCGAUGUUGAACCGGCGGACCAGCAACCAAUAUGAAAACUCAACAUCAAUGCCCCUGUCGCCACCGCCUCUGUCUCAAACCCCACCUCCCUCCCUGUCCUCUUAUUCCUCUUCCUCCUCCCCGGUCCCUCCCACCUCCCCAAAAUCAGCAGGACCAGUCUCUUUGGCGCUAAAGCCUCAUUUCCUGGAAGACCUGAACCGCACCCUUAAGAGAAAAUCAGUGUCUCGCCAUGGCUCGCUCACCUCUUCCACUCUCAUCCCCUCCUCUAAGAUGGAGCCUGUGGGCACUAUGGACGACAUGGCACUCCUCCCGCCUCCUCCCCCUGAGCUCCUGCAGCAGCAGCAGCAUCAGGGUGUCAGAGGACAAUCCAAAACUUUGUCCCGUCACCAUGCACACUCGCAAUCCGCCAAACAUGCCAACAUCUCAGGCUAUGCAACACUGCGGCGAGGUCCACCUCCCCAACCUCCAAAACGGGACCAAAGCACCAAACUGACCAGUGAGUGGUAGGGGGCGAGGGCUGGGGGUGGAACCUAAAGGACUAAAACUGACUAUUUAGGUCUCAUUGUUACUGCAGAAAAGAAAUAAUCAAUGUCUGUCUUGACUUGUCCGUCUCUCCUCAUCCUAAACCAUCCCCCCUCGGAUUCUGAGCAAGUCGCAAGUCGUCUUUCCUACUCUUAAUCUCAGAUUAUGAUUGUUCCUAUUAGCCUCAUUAUUACUAUCAUCCUCCUUAUUACUAUCAUUAACAAUACGUGUUUAAUCCAGUGACAUGAGUAAAAAUAUAUAUAUGUAAAUAUAUAUCUGUAUACAAGCAAGCCAGAAGAAUCACCUAUGGAGCUUUUUUCACUAUGUCUGUGCAGCUUUGCAUUGAAAUAUACAAAAAAGACAAGACUUGAACGACAACAGCAACAGAGACAAUUUGCUGCAAAUUGGUACUGCAUGGAACCGCGGCAACAGAAGUAGCGUUACAUGAAGGGAAGGAGCGAUCGAUUGAAGGAAGAAGAAAUGCAAACAUGGCCGAUGUGUAUAGAAAUGUAUGUUGUGGACUGGCGCGGAGGGAGCAUUGCCAUUUAUUUCAAACUUUUUUGUGUGUGUGUUUUUAUAUAAGAUUAUUUAAUACCUGAAAGAUAUUGUUAUUAUAAUUAUUUUAAGUUUUUAAGUGUCAAAUGGGAAUGAGUUUGACUGGAAGAGCGUCUGUAUUCUCAAAGUAUGUCCAAGUGUUAUUAAUCUGGGUUGAGAAGGUAGCAUACAGCUGCUUCCGCUGAGUUUGUCUGUAGAUCAUUCAAGGAAAUAGCGUUUCUUCAUUUUAGAGCAUCAUUGCUGAUUGGUCGGUGACUAAGAACAUGUAAGAAUUAGCACUUAAAUGCACUCAGAACAAAUAUUUGCUGCAAAUCAGGAGGAAAAUUGACAAGUACAGUUAGAACUUUGCAAAAUAUUGACUUUUCUGGGUUUGGUUUGCAAAGUAUUUCUGUAAAAAAUAAAACUUUAACUGUACUGAGUCACCAAUUUAUAACUAAUUUGGCCUAAUAUCUUUGACAGUCUUUAUACAAAUCAGUUUGGACACAAUCCUAUGUAAAUUCAUCCAAUAGCUUUGCAGUUAGGUCAUGUAAUUGGUUAGCUAGUAGACUAUAAGUAAGCUAGUCGACUACAAUGAACUGAAAUGUCUGAAAGAAGGGGAUCAUUGUUUGCUGGUAAUAAACCAAUCACUUGUUUGUCAUCUGAAUGCCUGGUUAAUCCCUAUGCUGGUAAAGUAUUAAAGGUGUGUGUCCAGGAUGCCGUGGAAACAAGUGCCUGUAAAACAAAUCUGCUAUAACAGCUCGCAUUAACAUCCCGGUGUGUAGAAACCCCUGACCGUUACUUCUGUGAUGUUAGCCAUUAGCUUUUGAACUUCCAAGUGCCAUCUUUUGCUGCCAUCUUUGUAGACAAUGCAAGCAGACAAGCCAAAUUUGGAGGGAAAGAAAGAAGCUGAUGUGGGAAAAAGAGUUGCAGAUAACAUUGUUGAUAGUACUAGUUUCAAACAAACAUGAAGCAACACAACAUACCUCUCUGUAGACCUGUAUUUGUCACUCAAAGAAGAGCGACCCCAGGAGUUAUUGUGAUAAUUUGCAUUAUAAAAACAAAAGUACCAUAGUAACUUGUCAUAACUGUGUUUCUCUCAACUUUUAUCACUCUGGCACCCCCCAGUGGUUGAAUUAAAAACGACAUUGACAAAGAACUAAGGUCACCAUUUUACUUUUUACAGUGCGAUUUAACCAGCGAUAUAAUUUUGACCCCAGUGAUUUGUGUGUCUGGACUUAGUUUCUGCACUAUAACAUUAUUUUAUUGCAAUCUGUAUCUUGUGCUUAUUCUUUCAUGGUCUACAAAGGCAACCAAGCUAGGGCAGCCCGAAUAAUCUCCAUCAGAAAUCUGCUGCAACUUCAACACCGUGUGCAAAAUUGUAAGAUAAUUGCAUUGUUGAAACAUACAUUGCAAAUGAAGAAAAAAAUAAAAUAAAACUGUAUUGGCACUCACCGCUCUCUGAUGCAACAGUUAUUUCCAUGAGCAUGGGGGCUGAAACACUGAAACAAAGAGAAAGAGCCUCUUGAAAUAACUUAGCAUGACUCUCAUAAAGUCCUUCAACUGGUGAACAGUAUCUGUAGCAAAUUUUAAAGUUAUUUGACCUUUCAGACUGAAAUAAUUCAACACUCAAGGGGUGCAACAUUAGCAUUUGAUGUUUUUCAUAGUGCAUUAUGAAUUAAAAGAAAAAAAUUAGACUCCUUGGAAUUAAUUUCUUACUUUGAAUGUCUUGAUUUGGAUUCUGGGAAUUUGUAAUACAGAUUUUUUUUUUCCUUUCCCACCAUACUGGCAUUAAAUAAAAAGUGCUUGGACAUUCUCACAGAGCUCUGGUUAUUAAAUUAAAACAUGAGUUCACAACUGUUAAUUAAUUUCCAAUGUGUCUGCAAAAUAAACGAUAGAAGGCAGUCAGAUAGUAUUCUUAAAUGCACCAUUGACACCAGUUUAGACAGGCAUUUAGUUAAACCAGUAUCUUCAAUAGUUAUCCCAUACACCCUUUCAUAUUCAAAGACAGAAAUGUGUCCAGUUCAACUCACAAAGGCUUCUUAAACACACUUUUGAUUCAGAGUUUGAAGAUUGUUUUUCUCAUGAUGUGCAGCUCUACUUUGGUCCUGUAUUUGUCACCCUUACAGUCAUUAGAUGAAACGAUCUGUAUGAUAUUUUACACACAAUAAAGCAACGCAGAUGCCAAAAUUUCAACACUGCUGCCCAGUUUUGAUUUCAAAUAUACAGUCUUUUUUUUUUUUUUGAAGCACUAAGGGUUUGUUCUAAUGUGUUAUGUUUAAAAAGUGAUUUCUCCU
Xyrichtys novacula (pearly razorfish) is the source of this 73991-nucleotide messenger RNA. Lineage: Eukaryota; Metazoa; Chordata; Actinopteri; Labriformes; Labridae. The record is from the annotation of a GenBank genome assembly.